This is a messenger RNA of Podarcis lilfordi (Lilford's wall lizard), 73230 nucleotides long. NCBI's taxonomy places the organism in Eukaryota, Metazoa, Chordata, Lepidosauria, Squamata, Lacertidae. The record is from the annotation of a GenBank genome assembly.
AUGACGCUGAGCAGUAGAAGAGUUCAGGUAGGCCACUUGCAGAUUGUUUGAAAACCACUUGAGGAGAUUAGAUUGGUUAGCCGCCUAUUCUGGAUGGGGUUACACUCCCUCUGAAAGAACAGGCUAAUAGUUUGGGGAUCCAUCUUUGUCAUUGAAGGUGACACAGGCAGCCUCAGUGGCUAGGAAUUUUAUCGCCGAAUGCUUUGAAGGUGACUCAGAACCUAAAACUAGUCCAGAAUGCAGCAGCUAGACUGGUGACUGGGAGCUGCCAAAGGGAGCAUAUAACACCGGUCCUAAAGGAUCUUCACUGGCUCCCAAUACGUUCCUGAGCACAAUUCGAAGUUUUGGUACUGACCUAUAAAGACCUAAAUGGCCUCGGCCCAGUAGACCUGAAGGAGCAUCUCCACCCCCAUCUGAGGUCCAGCUCCAACAGGGAACCAGGCAGAGCGCCUUUUCGGUAGUGGCGCCCGCCCUGUGGAAUGCCCUCCCAUCAGAUGUCAAGGAGAUAAAUAACUAUACAGCUUUUAGAAGACAUCUGAAGGCUGCCCUGUGUAGGGAAGUUUUUAAUGCUUGAUGUUUUAUUGUGCUUUUAUAUUUGUUGGAAGCCAUCCAGAGUGGCUGGGGCAAACCAGUCAAAUUGUUGUUGUUAUGCCAGCGAUGUCUUGGACAGGGAUAGUUUGGCCACCAUGAUUCAUGCUCUGGUAACCCAAAGGCUUGAUUACUGCAAUGCACACCAUGUGGGGCUACCCUUGGAGGCCUGGUAUGGAUGCUCCAGCUGGUGCAAAAUGCUGCAGCUAGAUGUUGGUAGAGGCAAACUACCACCAGCACAUAACUCCUGUGCUUAAAAACCUUGCACUGUUUGAUCAUAAGUUACUGGGCCAAGUUCAAGGCCAUUGUAUUAAUGUGCAAGGCCCUUAAUGACUUGGGUCCAGGAUACUUUAAGGGCUGCUUGAUUCCUUCUAACCCUUCUGAAGGUCAGUGGUAGAACAUCUACGGUAAUUUGCAUGCACAAAUCCCCAGGUUUAAUCCCUGGCAGCAUCUCCAGUAGCAAAUAUAUUCAGUAAUCUGAAAUACAACCUUUACCUUUUAAUUAGAAAUAAUAAUAAUAAUCUUGAAAGGAAGUAUUACCAUUUCAACUGCUGGGGUAAAGUAGGAACCCCAUCAAAGAAAAGGAAAGAUGUAUCCAGCAUCUGCUUCCUUGUUUCCCUCAUUCUCUGUGCUAAUAAGAAACUUAAAGACCAAAUACAUCAAAAGUGUCAAGGGAGACACCAAGAGCAUUGGAAACCUUACUUGUUUUGUAUCUGAAGGUUCAAGGGAGGGGGGUGGCCAGGUUGGAAGAGGAUUCACAAAUGAAUCAUAGAAUCAUAGAGUUGGAAGAGACCACAAGGGCCAUUGAGUCCAACCCCCUGCCAAGCAGGAAACACCAUCAGAGCACUCCUGACAUAUGGUUGUCAAGCCUCUGCUUAAAGACCUCCAAAGAAGGAGACUCCACCACACUCCUUGGCAGCAAAUUCCACUGUCGAACAGCUCUUACUGUCAGGAAGUUCUUCCUAAUGUUGAGGUGGAAUCUUCUUUCUUCUUUCUUGUAGUUUGGAUCCAUUGCUCCGUGUCCGCUUCUCUGGAGCAGCAGAAAACAACCUUUCUCCCUCCUCUAUGUGACAUCCUUUUAUAUAUUUGAACAUGGCUAUCAUAUCACCCCUUAACCUCCUCUUCUCCAGGCUAAACAUGCCCAGCUCCCUUAGCCGUUCCUCAUAAGGCAUCGUUUCCAGGCCUUUGAGGGAAAUGAAGGAAAUGAAGGGAAGCUACUCUCCUUAUUUGUUUCAUAAAAUUUACACACCACUUGAUUGUUAAAAAAAAACCAAAAGACCAACAACUUCAAAGCGUUUUAUGAAAGGUAAAACAGCCAAAUCAAGAAAAAUUCACAACCCUACUUGAAAGCAUACAAAAGUUCAGAUGCUGAAGCAGAUAAAAAUUACCUUGACUUUCUCAGCAUCUGGGUAGGCUUGUUUAAACAAGAAUGUUUUUAGCAGGCGUUCUUUGCGGACAUCACACCCAAAGUACUAUCGCGUGGGGGGUGGGAGGAGGGAUAGCAUUUGCCAACAGCACAGUGAAGACAAGAGCUGUGAAUCUAUUCCUGGUGUUUCCUGUCAGAUGGAGAUGGGGGAAAUGUCACUUUGGAUGUUGUGGGAAUACUUCACCAUCCCUCCAACAACUGGGGAGCAAAUGUUAGAACUGGCUGAAGCCAGUCAGCAGGUCUUGGUGACAAAGCAAGGAAGUGGUUCCUAAGUUUAUAGUCUUAUGCCUUACCUUCAUAAGAAAUAGUAAAAUGUUCAGUUUGGAAUCAGAAGUCCAGCAAUCUUAAAUGAAGCAAAAUCACACAGUCAUGACAUUCUCUCUCUCUUGGUUAAUGGGACUGACGGUUUCUGAGGGAAUGCUGAUUCGGGCAGAAAGGAGUUGUAGGCCAAAAAAAAAAAAAAGUGAUUUCUAGGCACCAGGUUAUGGAAGGCUGAUUUAGGGAUCUGGAAGCAGGAGGACAGCUCACUGGCCCAGCUUCAACCUUUAAUAGCAGUCUCUUAACACAGAGAGAUAACCAGAGGUUGCCUUCUGUUUGUCUCAGGAGACAGUGGAGGAAUGUGCCUUUGCGGGUGAGAGCAAACUGUUGGCUUGUUUCAGCAUUUGCUGUGGCUGUAGAGACCCAUGCGGGAGAGACAUGUUUUGUUGCAGCUGGGACAGAUGAAGGUGCCCAGUUGUGCUGCUGCAGAUGCACCAUGGCAUUUCUUCUGUAAUAAAUGAAAAUCUGCCCUUAUUCCCUUUUGGGGGACACAAGAGCCCUUAUAGAAUCCUUUGCAGGUUCUCCAUCGGUCGGAGAAAAUAACAGAGGCCAACCAGAGAACACUGAGAAGCAAAGCAGCUAGUAAGCCUUUAUUGAAAUGUUGCAACAGGGUGCUCCUUUCACACGCAGGAGAAGGAGGAGGACCUCAAACAAACGUGUGCCCGCCCUUAUAUAGACAUUUUAAAUUGCCCGCUCUGCAGUUCAAGACCACCCCCAGAAACACCAUACAUACAUCACAGAAGGGGUGUAGCUCAAGACCACCCCCCAGACACAUCAUACCUACAUCACAGAAGGGGCGGUCUACAACAGAAAUUUGAGUGCAUUGUUUAUCUCCUGUCAUUGUUUAUCUCCUGUCUGGCAGGUUACCUGUUAAUGCUUACUUGAUUGGAUACCAUGGGGAGCCUGGCCAGUCUUUUGUAGUGACAGAUACUUAGUUCCUGAGCCAGGUCACAGGCUCUCCCUAUUCAUACACAGACAUACCCUUAAGACAGGUUUUGUGAAUGAAAAGACAAUGGGGAGGCUUUUCCAUUUUCCUUUGACCUUGCAGAGAAAACAUUUGGUCAGUUUGGGAGCCAAAAUGGCUCCAGGACUGACCUCCUGUGCUGCCUCAGAUAUGUGGCCCAUACAUUUCUGUACGUGUUUGCCUGGCACAUCCAUGAACAUUUAUUAUAUAUAUAAGACCUUAUUUUUUUAUUAUUUCACUUCUCUCUGCGCUCCUCCCAGCUGUCAUUCCUCCCCUGGUCACUGCUACAGAUAUAGAUUCUGUCUGGCCCUUGAGACUCUUCCCAGGCAACACCUCCUCCCCAGGGCUCCCCUAUGUUGCCCCCUCUUUCUUGCCUGGAUAGAGAGCUGUGUCUCUGUGUGUGGAAACCAGCCUUUUUUAGGAAGGUUGAAUUUGUAUUCAUUGCUUUGCCCACUUUUGUCCUAGCAUUGGCACAUGGCCCCUGGAAGGUGACCCAGAAUGGAUUGUGGCCCUCUGGCUGAAAUAAGGUUCCCCAACCCUGUGCUAAAAGCAUUCCUUUCCAGUCUCCAGGCUGCUGUUGAAAAGGUGUGGGAGCUUUUCCCAAAGCCAGUGCAUUCCCUGGUUUCCCCCAGAGAUGGUUCACUUUGUAGCCACCAGCUGGAGCUCUUGCUCUGCUUCAGUCCCUGUUUGCAAAUCAAGAGAGGAACACAGUUGUUGGCAUCUGUCUCGAGAGAGAAUGGAGUGUGCCUCUGGGGGUCAAACCACUGCAUACUAUCAGCAUAAUAUAUUGUCAAGCCACUUUGAAAGUUUUUCUUCCAUACAAAGUGACAGAAAAUUUAAUAAAGAUAGUGAAGUUGAAGAAUGGGUGUUUUCCUUUCACCCAAGUGUUUCCACCCCUUGCAACCACCACCAGAAGCCCACUCCCCCCCCCAAAAAAACCCCCUUCCUGGUCUAUUCUUGUAAAUGUUUUGUUCAAGCGGACUUGAGAAACCUUUUUUUGCUCUGCUCAGGGCAACUUGGGACUUGUGCCGUGUGGAUCCUGGCACAGGAAGAAAGGCACAAGUUUCCCCUUGGUGCUUUAACUGAUCACACAGGUCUUGGCUUGCAUGCCUCCAUGCCUCAAGCUUUUAUCUACAGCAACACGUGUAUAUUCCUUUGGUACGAGCCGCUGACGUGACAUCCAAACAAAACAUAGGAAGAUCGAUUCAUUUCUCAGGCUAUUUGCACAAACAGUUGCUACAGACGUCAAGCUACAGCGAGCUCUUGCACAGUCCUUGUUCCCCUCUCCGACCUUGAGACAAGGGCAAUCAGUUCUUAAGGCUGCAAGCGAUUAAUAUCAGUUAGAAAGUUGAUGGGGCAUCCAGCUCCCACCUCUCUUUUCUCUCCAGGAGACUGAACUGUUUGCUUUCCUCCAAUUCUCCCCAGACACGAAUGUGUGGCGGGAGCCCAGACGUUCAAGGCAGUGUUGGAAGGACACAGCCUCCCACAAGCUGUCACAAAUGCACAUAAACUCCAGCAGCAAUUAUGAAGAGAGCAAAAGGGAGAAGGAAAGGAAACAAACAUUUCUAUCUCUGCUCUACACAGCUACCUACAAAUAGGCUUCUGGUUCCCUCUGGGCGGUCAGAUGGAUUCCAUUUAUAAGGUCUGCUUGACGCAGGUGGGAUUCUGAUUGAUGAGUGGCUGCAACCAGUCAAUCCCAGGACGGACAUAAUGCUUCAGAGAAAUGGGCAUAACACUGUUAUUUGGUGGGGGGGGGAGUUCCUGGACCACCUAAUUCCUGAAAUAGCUAGCUAGCUUCCUGGUGAUGUGAUGGGCCAUGAAGGGGAACAAAGGAAGUGGCUCUGUGCAAGGUGACAAAUGGGUGGUGCCACCUCCCUCAACUCAUGGGUAGUGAGAAGGGAAAAGGCAAAGUUGAGAGCAGAUAGUUUGGAGUGAUGUGAGUUGGAGCAGCAAUCUGGGAAAAGAGGAAGACAGUGAUGUUUGAAUCCAGGGCUGUGGCUAUGGGAGAAACAAGACCCUCUUGGGGUGUCCAUGCUGUGAACCCCUUCAUCGUAGGCUCGGGUUGUAUAUAUGUGUAAAUAAACCAUAUAUCAUAAAGACACCACAGUCUCUGCUGGUGCAUAUGAAUCUUGGGCAAGCGCUUGGAAUCUCUGGAAACUCAUGUCACUUGGAGAUUAGGGUGGCGUGCAGCAAUAUCUUUGGGAAACUGGGAAAGGGGACUGUCAGAGUGUUAUCUGCUGUCUGCGCCCUGCUAGAGAGCAAGCUUUCAUCAGCUUGUGUGUUGGAGGGGAAGCGUGACUUCACCUGCAGAAGGGGAUGGAGUGCUCCACCAGCGUCUCUUGGUCAUUCCAGAGAUGUAGUGCGGCUCCAGAAGAUAACAGCCCCUCAUCCAGGAAAACUCCUGUGUAGGACUGUGCCUUUAAGAUACAUUUCCUGCUCCAUUGCUCCACCACAAAUGUUUUGUAAUGUUAUCCUUAGUCUCAUGGUCAUAGAUGUUUAUCUUGAAAGGCUGGGCUCUGGGAAUUGUGUCAACGUUGAGAAGUCUUUGCUGUUUACGCACUCAGUUCAGAAACCACAAAUACUUUACACAUUCACCCCCUCCUCUAAACGGCACUGGGUCUUCACCUCUGGGGGAAGCCGGUAGGAAGGGGGUAAACGUCCUAAAUGUUUAACAGCAGCAAGAACAAAAAGUCCCCCGCUCACAGAUUAGGCCAACCAGAGUUAAAUGGCUCGGGAGCCUGACUCACACACUGGGAAUGAAGAGUCAGGGUGCCUCUGAGGACAUGCUCAAGGAAUCCUCUCCUGAGCCACCCAAGUACCAGAACUGAGCUCACAAGCCGUUUGCACAAAACUCCACUCCUGGAUUUCCUCCAAAAUCAAAGGAAUAAAGGCUCCUGAGCCACAAUUUUGUGCCUGAAUCUGUUUGGUGGAAUGCAUCUUUCCGCAGGGCCUGCAAGACAGAGCUGUUCCGCCUGGCCUUUGGUUUAGACUCAGCCUGACCCUUAUGUUUCCCUCCCCUUAUGGUUUUGAUCUAUGGGCUACUUUUAAAAUGAGGCUGCAUUUUAAAUUGCAUUUUAACCUGUAUUUUAAAUUGGGGGUUUUCCCCCCCUAUUAUGUUUUUACUCUAAUUUAACUGGUGUUAGCCGCCCUGAGCCUAGCUCUGGUCGGGGAAGGUGGGGUAUAAAUAAAAUUAUUAUUAAUAUUAUUAUUAAUAUGUCUCCAGUGUGGGCAACAGCCCAUGUAGUGAAGAAGCGUCUCCACCCCCAUCAUUCAGCCCAGACACUGAGGUCCAACUCCAAGGGCCUUCUGGUGGUUUCCUCACUGCAAGAAGUGAAGUUACAGGGAACCAGGCAGAGGGUCUUCUUGGUGGUGGCACCCGCCCUGUGGAACGCCCUCCCAUCAUAUGUCAAGGAAAUAAACAACUAUCUGACUUUUAGAAGACAUCUGAAUGCAGCCCUGUUUAGGGAAUGUUUGAUGCUUUAUCAUGCUUUUAAUAUUCUGUUGGGAGCCGCCCAGAGUGGCUUGGGAAACCAGAGUGUUGGGCUAGGGCUUAGAAGACCUGGGUUCAGAUCCCCACUUGGCCAUGAAGCUCACUGGGUGACCCCUGUUGUGAAGGUACCAGCAUCUCCGGUGUGUUGCCUGGAGAGCAGACCUCCAGGAUUGGGCUGCAAACAGAGCAAGGAGCAAAAAGGGUUUUCUUGUGUGUGUGUGUUUCUUUGUGGCUGAUUAGCUGCUCUCCCUGUGCAAAGGUCAGAGGAAGGGUGCGCACAGUUUGAUCCAUCUUUUAGAUUUAGGGGAGCUAGUCUCAAACGUUUGUUGGGGGAGACCUAGGUUUUUUUGUGGGGGGAGUUAUUUGUCCUGUCUUCACGCUUUUUAUGAUGGAGGACCGCUGUAGACACCCCCAACGACACGUUCUCAAGAUGGAGGGGGAGGGAACAGCUGCAGUCGCCUGCGGUUCCUGCGCAAUGUUUGCCAUCUUGCCAAAGGUUGCAGGCAGCUUUACCUGCAGCAAUUGCAUGUUGAUUGCCCUCUUAAAAGACAAAGUCCAGCAACUGGAGGAACGUGUAGCUACGCUCCAAAGAAUUAGAGAGCUGGAGCUCUUCUUGGAAGCAACAGAGCACACCGUCUCCACCAAGGAGGAGACAGGGGACUCCCCUGAGAAGGAGGCUAGUUCACCAACACAGGAGCCAGAUAUAUGGAGAAACGUGACUCAAAGAAGUAGGAGGCCCAGGGUUCGCUCUGAUUGUUUAGAAAUACACAAUCGCUUUGAGGUCCUCUCCCCUAGCAUGGAAGACGAAGAGCAGACUCCAUUUGAGGAUCUCUCCUCAUUACAGUCGAUCAGGUAUAUGAAGACAAGCAGCAAAGUCAGUCCUCAGGGAAUGUGCAGGCGACCUUGGAACGGACAGCUCACGGAAGAACCCCGACCAAACCUAAGAGGAGGCGUGUAGUGGUGAUAGGGGAUUUCCUACUGAGGGGAACAGAAGCAGUGAUCUGUGGGCCUGACAAGAUGUCUGGGAAGUGUGCUGUCUCCCGGGCUAAGAUCCAAGAUGUAACUGAACGACUGCAAGGAAUCAUAAAACCCACUGACAAAUACCCCUUCCUCUUGGUUCAUGUGGGAACCAAUGACACUGCAAGCAAUAGCCUCCAGAAGAUCAAAAGAGACUACAAGGCUCUGGGCAGGAAAUUGAAGCAAUUAAAUGCACAAAUUGUCAUCUCAUCUGUCCUCCCAGUUGAACGACGUGGCCCAGGGAGAGAGGGAAAAAUAGUGGAAGUGAACAGCUGGCUUCGCAAAUGGUGUAAACAGGAACGGUUUGGAUUCUUAGAUCACGGACUGCAGUUUCUUGAAGAUGGACUUCUGGCAAGCGAUGGGCUGCACCUCACAACGGUUGGGAGAAAUGUUUUUGCCAAAAAUCUCAGAAACCUCAUCAGGAGGGCUUUAAACUGACUAAUGUGGGGGAGGGAGACAGUGCUCCUGAAGGUAGGAGUCUAUCAAUUGAUGAAGAUGAUCAUCCAAAUGUCAUAGACCAAAUGGAGCAAACAGCACGCUGACCUAGUGGUGGGAGGAAAAAAUCCUUAAAUAAGAGACAAGGGGGAAUGAUUAAUGGACUUCAAUGUCUGUACACUAAUGCGCAAAGCAUGGGAAAUAAACAAGAUGAGCUUGAGCUCUUGGUACAGCAAACUAAAUAUGACAUAAUAGGCAUCACUGAAACCUGGUGGGAUAAGUCCCACGAUUGGAAUGUAAUAAUGGGGGAUACAAUCUAUUUCAGAGAAACAGACCAGACAAGAAAGGAGGAGGAGUGGCGUUAUAUGUCAGGGAUGUGUAUACCUGUGAAGAGAUCCAAGAUUUAGAACCUCAAAGCCAAAGUGAGAGCAUUUGGGUCAAAAUUAAGGGAGAGAAGAAUAACAGUGACCUCACUGUGGGAGUUUACUAUAGAUCCCCAAGCCAAACGGAGGACAUAGAUGAUGCCUUCCUGGAACAGAUGGCCAAGCAUGCAAAAGGAAGGGAGAUAGUAGUAAUGGGGACUUCAAUUACCCGGAUAUUUGUUGGAUGUCAAACUCAGCCAAGAGCAUAAGGUCAAACAGAUUCCUCACUGGCCUUGCAGACAACUUCAUUGUCCAGAAAGUGGGAGAAGCAACAAGAGGAACAGCCAUUUUAGAUCUGGUCCUAACCAAUGUUGACGACCUGGUUAGUGGGGUAGAAGUGGAAGGAUCAUUAGGCGCGAGUGAUCAUGCUCUUCUGAAGUUUACUAUACAGCGGAAAGGAGCAGCCAAGCAUACUAGGACUCAAUUUCUUGACUUUAAGAAAGCCGACUUCAUAAAACUUAGGGAAGUUCUGGGUGAGAUCCCAUGGACAGUAAUACUAAAAGGAAAGGGAGUUCAUGAUGGCUGGGAGUUUGUUAAGAGGGAGAUAGUAAAAGCACAACGUCAGGCAAUACCAAUGAGACGGAAACAUGGAAGGUGCCUAAAGAAGCCAGGGUGGCUAUCUAAAGAACUUUUAACUGAGUUAAGAUUAAAAAGGAUGUGUACAAAAAUGGAAAAGGGGGAAACCACCAAAGAGGAAUUCAAACAAAUAGCCAGCACGUGUAGACACAAAGUCAGAAAAGCUAAAGCACAGAAUGAACUCAGGCUUGCUAGAGAGGUUAAAAGCAACAAAAAGGCUUUUAUGGGUAUGUUCGUAGCAAAAGGAAGAACAAAGAAACAGUGGGGUCACUCAGAGGAGAAGAUGGUGAAAUGCAAACAGGGGACACAGAAAGGGCUGAACUCCUCAAUGCCUUCUUUGCCUCAGUCUUCUCCGAUAAAGAAAACAAUGCCCGACCUGAAGAAUUUGGAGCAAAUGAUUCAGCAGAGGAAACACAGCCCAGAAUAACUAAGGAGAUAGUACAAGAAUACUUGGCUAGUUUAGAUGUAUUCAAGUCUCCAGGGCCAGAUGAACUGCAUCCAAGAGUAUUAAAAGAACUGGCAGAUGUGAUCUCAGAACCACUGGCAGUCAUCUUUGAGAAUUCCUGGAGAACAGGCGAAGUCCCGGCAGACUGGAGGAGGGCAAAUGUUGUCCCUAUUUUCAAAAAGGGGAAAAGAGAGGACCCAAAUAAUUACCGCCCAGUCAGUCUGACAUCAAUACCAGGGAAGAUUCUGGAGCAGAUCAUUAAGCAAACAGUCUGUGAGCACCUAGAAAGGAAUGCUGUGAUCACCAAUAGUCAGCAUGGAUUUCUGAAAAAUAAGUCAUGUCAGACUACCCUGAUCUCGUUUUUUUGUCAGAAUUACAUGGCUGGUAGAUGAAGGGAACGCAGUGGAUGUAGCCUACCUUGAUUUCAGCAAGGCAUUUGACAAGGUGCCCCAUGAUAUUCUUGUAAAGAAGCUGGUAAAAUGCAGUCUUGACUAUGCUACCACUCAGUGGAUUUGUAACUGGCUGACUGACCGAACCCAAAGGUGCUCAUCAAUGGUUCCUCUUCAUCCUGGAGAAGAGUGACUAAUGGGGUGCCACAGGGUUCUGUCUUGGGCCCGGUCUUAUUCAACAUCUUUAUCAACGACUUGGAUGAUGGACUCAAGGGCAUCCUGAUCAAAUUUGCAGAUGACACCAAACUGGGAGGGGUGGCUAACACCCCAGAGGACAGGAUCACACUUCAAAAUGACCUUGACAGAUUAGAGAACUGGGCAAAAACAAACAAGAUGAAUUUUAACAGGGAGAAAUGUAAAGUAUUGCACUUGGGCAAAAAAAUGAGAGGCACAAAUACAAGAUGGGGGACACCUGGCUUGAGAGCAGUACAUGUGAAAAGGAUCUAGGAGUCUUGGUUGACCACAAACUUGACAUGAGCCAACAGUGUGACGCGGCAGCUAAAAGCCAAUGCAAUUCUGGGCUGCAUCAAUAGGAGUAUAGCAUCUAGAUCAAGGGAAGUAAUAGUGCCACUGUAUUCUGCUCUGGUCAGACCUCACCUGGAGUACUGUGUCCAGUUCUGGGCACCACAGUUCAAGAAGGACACUGACAAACUGGAACGUGUCCAGAGGAGGGCAACCAAAAUGGUCAAAGGCCUGGAAACGAUGCCUUAUGAGGAACGGCUAAGGGAGCUGGGCAUGUUUAGCCUGGAGAAGAGGAGGUUAAGGGGUGAUAUGAUAGCCAUGUUCAAAUAUAUAAACGGAUGUCACAUAGAGGAGGGAGAAAGGUUGUUUUCUGCUGCUCCAGAGAAGCGGACACGGAGCAAUGGAUCCAAACUACAAGAAAGAAGAUUCCACCUAAACAUUAGGAAGAACUUACUGACAGUAAGAGCUGUUUGACAGUGGAAUUUGCUGCCAAGGAGUGUGGUGGAGUCUCCUUCUUUGGAGGUCUUUAAGCAGAGGCUUGACAACCAUAUGUCAGGAGUGCUCUGAUGGUGUUUCCUGCUUGGCAGGGGUUGGACUCGAUGGCCCUUGUGGUCUCUUCCAACUCUAUGAUUCUAUGAUUCUAUGAUUCUAGGUAGUUAAUCACACCCAAGGCACAUUACACCUAGAUGUAGUUAUGGCAGCCUCUAACGCCUCACAGGAAUUUGUGUGGUGGAUGGAAACUAGUGGCUUGAUAAAUCUAAAGUUAUAUUUGACAUUUCCAACAUAAUGUGUGCUGGCUUAAUGCUGUUUGGUUUACAGCUGCAGUUUCUCAAACACUUCAUUCCUUGGUAAAUCUUUCCUCUGUAUUUGCUAGAUUUUCACGGAGAGAGCAAAGCACUCCCACGCACUCCAGGCUGACUUUAUUGGAGAGUCUCAAUUGUUACUCUUGCCUUCGUAGCACUAGGAACAUUGUAUGGUGAUGUCCUUAUUCUGGUUUCCAGUUCACAUGACCUAUUAGUUUUCCAGUGGAAAUCCCCUGUGCUUUAGAGAGUGCAAUGACUUCCACACCUUCAGAAAGACGUUGGAAGCCUAUAGUGUCUAAAAGAUUUUUACAAAACAACAAACCCAUACCAACACAAGAGAUUCAAGACAAACUAGGGGAGACUCAAAUACCUUGGCUAACACACCAUCAACUACACGCCUUCUUAAACAAUCCAGCAGUAAAAUCAGCAGCCACUAGGCCCUUGACCACAUUUGAAAUUCUCCUGAGGGACACGGCAAAGGGAUGGCAUGCACAAUAUACAAAAUAUUGCUCCAACAUCCCACAAACCCCCUUGACACAAUCAAAGAACAAUGGGAGCACAGUUUAGGCUAUGAAAUUAACUCCACCUAAUGGACUAAAAUGUGGUCUAAACUUCCCUUUAAGUCCAUAUUGGCCAAAAGAAGGAAACUCACUCUGAAACUCACCUGCAGGUGGUACUUAACACCAUGGAAACUGGCACCGAUACGCCCAGGAACCUCACCAAGAUGUUGGAGAGGCUGCACCUCCACAGGCACAUAUCUCCACAUGUGGUGGGAAUGCCCUAAAAUCCAACCAUUCUGAACAGCAGUCCUACAAGAGAUAUGCAAAAUAACUGAACAGGUAUUAGAACUCACCCCAGAACUGGCACUACUGAAAAUCUUUAAGAUCACAUAAUGACCACUCACAUUAUACAGAGCUUAUAACCCACCUACUCUCAGCAGCCAGAAGCCUCAUAGCAGGCACUGGAGAGACCUAUCAGGAGUAAACAUGGACCAAUGGUAUCAAAUUGUAUGGGAAACAGCCUUACUAGAAAAGCUAAGCAAUAAACUGAAACUGACACGGGGACAAAUAGAAGAGGAUGCCUUCACCCCAGUAUGGCUCCCCUUUAUCACAUACACAGCCCAACAAGACAAUGACAAGAACUCACCAACAGCAUACGAAUCAAUCUGAUUUACCUGACCCAACAAGCUCCCCUCACAAAUGCAAACAAACCCCUCUGCAGCCAACCAACCACACCUGCCCCCCAAUACCUCUCACUACUAAGGAAAUGUAAUAAACGAAUAAAAAGACAGCCUACCCAGGUGACGCUGACACAAAACCCCACAUGUACACUAUACAAAAUAAUAUAAGCCUCACCACACCAUGCCUCCUCUCCCCCCACUUCUUCCCCAACACUAAUGUCUCAUAACAAAUGUAACUUAUUUGUAAGAAAGUCUGUACAACCUGAAAAAAGAAACAAGGCAUGUACUUUUAUAAACCAAUAAAAUCUUUAAUAAAAAUAAAUUUAAAAUAAAAUAAAACAAAGAAGCUUGCAGGUGUAAUUUCAGAGCCUGUGUCUCUAUGAGAAUUCUUGGAGAACAGGUGAGGUCCCUGUAGACUGGAGGCAUAUAAUGAAGUCUGUGAGCACUUAGAAAAGGAUACUGUGAUUAUUAAGACCCAGCAUGGGUUUUCAUAAGCAAGUCAUGCCAGAUGAAUCAUUUCUUUUUUAUGGAGUUACAAGCUUGCUGAUCGGAAGGUCGGCGCUUCAAAUGGUGCAAAUGGUUCGAACGGUGAGCUCCCGUUGCUUGGUCCCUGCUCCUGCCAACCUAGCAGUUCAAAAGCAUGCCAGUGCAAGUAGAUAAAUAGGUACCACUCCAGCAGGAAGGUAAACGGCGUUUCCAUGCGCUGCUCUGGUUCGCCAGAAGCGGCUUAGUCGUGCUGGCCACAUGACCCGGAUGCCAGUAAAGCAAGAUGAGCACCGCAACCCUAACAGUCAGGGGUCCCUUUACCUUUACCUUUACAAGCUUGGUGGAUCAGGGAAAUGCUGUUGUCAUAGUAUAUCUUGAUUUCAGUAAGGCUUUUGACAAAGUCCCCCUUGAUGUUCUUAUGCAAAAUGUCAUCGCUGGAGAGCCGUUGUUAUAGAACCAUAUUGUACUGUGCUAAAAUGACAGAAGUAACUUUUCCUUUCCUGGAAAGAAAGAAAUGAGGCCUCUUAGGUGUUAGCGAUGUGUGAAAUCUAAGCCUGAUAUUUCCAUAAAGCCCAAAUUAUGCAGAGAUGAGAAAUGACACCCAAGCUACUAACCCUGUGCUCUGUAACUUGUGCAAAGAUUGCUCUCUUAUGCAAAUGAUUUUGUUUAGCCUAUAUUUUGAAACCCGGUACUGGGAGCCAGCAUGGUUCUGUGAGUGACAGGUCCGGGGAGUCCGAGCAAGUCCUAAAUCUUCCAUGCAAGUCUUGCAUGGCCGAUGGCAAGUCACAAUCUUCACUGCAGUUCAUCAUCUUUACAGAAAGAAUCAUAGUGACAUAGGUUGUUGAGGGAAAAGCUAUACUGAGAUGGCAAAACGGCAUCAAAGUUAGCAUGUACAAGUGUUUCAUAAGCCAGAAAAUAACAGCACACACCCUAUAAUGGUAGCUGAGCCUGGGAUUUUAUUAGGUAAGUGUGGGUGUGUAAGCAGGUAGGAGGUCAGCAGAACAAAUGGACACUCAGAUUUACGUAAUCUUGGGAUUAGCAAAAUGCUGAGUUACUUUGAUAGGCGAGUUGCACAUGAAAGGGUGGUGUGUUGCAGCCCCUGCUGAGGAUGUGUGCUCAAUGAGCCUACACAUUUUUUGCAUUGCAUCUUCUCUGCAAUCAGUGCUGGUCUUUCAAUAGUGGGCACAUACAACCCCAUGGCAACACUGUCCUCAAUACUUUUCCACGCAGAAGUAAGUGGUAGCCAUGUGCUUUUGCGGGGUCUCUGCAUGCAAAAAUGUGUGUGCACCCAAGAAGACAUCACUGGGGGCCCCUGGUGACCUCACUGUAUGAGGUGGGGACAGAUGCAACCCCCUCUCAUUCGGCCUGAUCCAAUAUCGUCAUGUAGAACUGUUCCGCAGGAUCCACUGAGAACCAAAGCCUUGUAAGAAUCAAAAGCAGUGGUUCUCAAAGGGUGUGGCAUGCCACACUGGUGUAGCAGGAGAGGAUGGCAAGUGUGGCAGGAAGAUUCAAGGACAAUCAAUAUUGUGUUCUGGGAAUCAGCCAUGUUCUUAUGUGGCUGCAUUGUUUUAUGCUUUUUGGAUUCCCUAUGAUGUCAAGGAAAUAAACAACUACAGUGGUACCUUGGGUUAAGAACUUAAUUCGUUCUGGAGGACCGUUCUUAACCUGAAACUGUCCUUACCCUGAGGUACCACUUUAGCUAAUGGGGCCUCCUGCUGCCACUGCGCCACUGGAGCACGAUUUCUGUUCUCAUCCUGAAGCAAAGUUCUUAACCCGAGGUACUAUUUCUGGGUUAGCAGAGUCUGUAACCAGAAGUGUCUGUAACCUGAAGCGUAUUGUUACGGUAAAAUCUGGGUGCGGGGCUACUCUGCCACCCAGCUCGUCGGACUAAGUCCGCGGGUCCCUGCGGAAGAAAAAUGAGCUCAGCCGGAGACAGGAGCAAACUGCAGAAGAUCCAAGUUUAUUGCGCAACAGGUUCAAGGCGAGAUUGAACCGCGAGAAAGGGGUGACAUGAAUUUUUGAAACUUCCCUCCAUGUCCCAGAAUACAGUGCAAAAUACAUCCCAGUUACAUCAUGAAUACAUUAAGAAGAGGUUGGGUUACACAGAUUACAUCACGAAUACAUUAGGAAGAGGUUGGGUUACACAGAUUACAUCACGAAUAUAUUAGGAAGAGGUUGGGUUACACCGGAUUAACAUAUGGAGGAGGGAGGGGGGAAUAUGCAGAGCUGGAGAUAUGUGCAGAUAAGCACAUCCUGAGUACAGGUGAUGGGAAGACAAUGGUCCAUGUAUGCAUAGUCUGCCACCUGGCACUGCCCGGAGGAAAGGCUUGGCAGAGCGAUUUGACAGGAUUAGGGUCUUGACACCUUGCUUGAGGAAUUAUGGAGGACAGGGGAGGUGUCAUGGAGUCCUAGAGAAAUUGAGCAAAUUGGCACGUUGAUUUUCUAUGAAUUUUAUAGAUUUUAGUCCCUUUUGACAUUGGCAAUUGGAAAUAAAUGGAUAUAUUGUAGCGAAGAAGAAGGUGAAGAAGACAUGCCCCCCCCCUUCCGUAUCAGUAUGUAACCUGAGGUACCACUGUAUCUGACUUUUAGAAGACAUCUGUAAGCAGCCCUGUAUAGGGAAGUUUUUAAUGUUUGAUGUUUUACUGUGCUUAAUAGGUGUGAGGGUUUGUGUAUGCUCUUCGCAAUAAGCACCCUCUGCUCACUCAGAGAGAUAUUUACAGUUCUUUAUUUUACAUAUGUACAAGCAGCACAGUACAAUCAUGCAUCCGAAUCGUCCAGUUCAGAUUCGGGGAGUGGUCUUCUCCUGCUUCUCCUCCAACAGAAAAGGUGGGGAAGCUUCAUGGGACAUCUCUGAUUCCUGCUCUUUAACCCUCUCCUUUCCUGUGCCAAAGGCACAGGCAUAGACUCUCUGUUCCUGAACUCCCUGUGCGGUGCUGGAGCUCUGCUUCAGCAUCAGAGAGCCUUCCCGCCUCCUGGCUCUCUCCCUCUUCCCCUUCCGUCACUUCCUCUCUGUCUCGUUCUGAUUGUUCCCACUCUGACUCUUCUCCUCCCCCCCCUGCCCCCGACUCAAAGACAUUCCUUGGCAGUCCCGUGACAAUAGGUUUAAUUUCUUUAAUUUGUUGUAAGCUGCCCUCAGUGGCUGGGGUAGACCAGUCAGAUGGGAGGCAUCUAGAUAAAUAAAUUGAUGAUGUUGAUGAUAUUAUAAAGUAGUUGUAUUCUUUGUUAUUAACCAAGCACUGUUGGAGGAGGUGUUUCUUCUCCCACCUUCCAAAUGUAUUUCUUAUCAAUAAAAAAAUUGGUGUGGCACAAGCAGAUUUUUAUUCUGAAAGUGUGGCCCAGGAAAAAAAAAUUGAGAACCACUCAAUUCUAAGGAACCAGCAUGCAUGUCUACAGUGCUCCCCGGCAGAAAAUAGUUGCAUUUGCUUACAAGGGACUCAUGGUGCCAAAGUGGUACUCUCCGUACGUUGCUGGCUCUACCAGGAGGCAGAGUGAGGAAGCUGCCUCAGGCGGCAAAUGCUGAAAGGCAGGAGGUGAACAGAGCUGUGUGAAUUUCCAACCAUGCUUACAAAACAAAAAUACACCACUCAGAAUAAAAUAACCCCAAACAGCAGUAAAAUUCCAACCCAACCAGUUUAUAUUUGCAAGCUCAAAGCUCCCAGUGGAAUAUUCUACAGGAAGAUACUGUAUCUGAUUAACUGUGGCCAAACCAGCACAUUCAGUUAAAGUUCAAGCCAUUAUUCUAGUUUACAAUAAUAACUAUGCUUAAAUUUGCACCAACAAUCAAACAAAAAACACUUUGCAUGGCUCAUUAUGUGUGGCGCUGAAAAGAAGCAAGCAGAGGACACGAUAGAAAGGAUUUUGCAUCAAGAAAGUUUUGAAGAUUUGGGCGGGCAAUAAUAGACAGAAGCCCUUAGAAGGGAAGGAAGAAAAGUUGUUACUAUUAUCAUUUAUAUAGCAGUCUCUCAGCAAAUAUUCCCUGGGCUGCUUGCCACAAAUCAAUCUUUAAAAAGCAGCAUUAAAAAGUUUAUUAAAAUGUUUGUAGUUGAUACUGUUUUAAAAUAGGUUUUUGUUUUAUUUUCAGUUGCAUUGUUUUUCUACUUGGUUCUCUGCCACAAAAAUUACCCUUUAUUUUAUAGCCACUUUCCUCCAUUUCACCUGCUAUAUUCCUCAGAAAGGAAGCUUAGACUGUAUUUUUCAACUUGCCUGGAAUCUUGCCCUCCAGCAACUCCUGCAGCCAAGCUGGUGCCAAAUGUCUUACUCUGCUUAGGACCACAUCAGUGAGGCUGAGAGGGAGUCUUGUUGGGUUUGGGGUCUCCCCAAAUUAUAACAAUACUUAACCCUGGGCAGCACAUCCUGUUAUAUCAAAAUUAUUGUUCUUCAUCUUAAAGAAAGCAAAGACAGUGAUGAAGAAGGUUAACUGAGAGAAGAAGAAGAAUUUAUUUCCAACCCAGCCACUCCAUUAAAUGUGCUCUUGAGCUAAGACAGAAUUCGAAAAGAAACAUAAGAUAUCGGCUGAACUGUGUGUUAAAAACACCAGGCGAGUCCAUGCUUAAGGCUAUUUAUUACAAGUUUCCCACUGUAUAAUGCAUCCUCUGUGGUUUUCUUCUUACGGGUCAUUUUGCAACCCUUCCUCUUAGCCUGUUAUUAAGCACUUGCAAAAGGAUUUUGCAGGGCGCCAUUGUGGUGUGGGAAAAGUACUCCGUAAUCAGGCUGCAAUCUGAGCCCAGGUAAUUUGCAGUUGGUUGGACUGGAGCCAAUGGGACCUCUGAGAUCAAUUUGCUCCGUAUCAGGGUUCUGGCUGGCUAAGAAGAGCCUGCUAGAUCGGGUCACACAGACCCAGCCCAACCAUUAGGCAGGGUGAGACCAUUGCCUCAGGCGUCAGAAGCUCCACAAGCAGCACGCCUGUGGGUGCCCCAUCUGCCCUGCCACCUCAACCAACGGAGAAGUGGUGAUGCCAUCUGUGCUGAUUUUGGGCAUGACUGCGUCUAUUUGGGGCAAGACCUCACCCAAAAUUGGGAUUGUCUUUUGUAGUGGGUGCUGUGGCAGCAGGAGCAGGUAAAUGGUUGCCCAUAAGCUAGAGAUUCCCCACCAGGGUAAUGGAUAAGAAAAGCGAUGGACUAGGCGGAAUUGGUAGAGCCAACAGCAAAAAUAAGAGAACCUAAUGAGGACUGUUUUGUGGAAGAAUGGAAGCCUUUUUCAGAAUAUUUAAAGCAAUAUAGUAUGAUGAAUUCAUGAGCAGGAUUUGAAGUAUGAUCAACAGAAGAAAUUAGAGGUUAUUGCAGGGGUCAGCAAACUUUUUCAGCAGGGGGCUAUUCCACUGUCCCUCAGACCUUGUGGGAGGGCGGACUAUUUUAUUUGGGGGGGGGGAGAACGAAUUCCUAUGCCCCACAAAUAACCCAGAGAUGCAUUUUAAAUAAAAGCACACAUUCUGCUCAUGCAAAAACACCAGGCAGGCCCCACAAAUAACCCAGAGAUACAUUUUAAAUAAAAGAACACAUUCUACUCAUCUAAAAACACGCUGAUUCCCAAACCGUCUGCGGGCCGGAUUUAGAAGGCGAUUGGGCCGGAUCCAGCCCCCGGGCCUUAGUUUGCCUACCCAUGGGUUAUUGUAUGGUGGUUAUGAUAAGCAAAGGGGAGAAAUUGUAAACACCAUGGAAAACGGGAAAGGAAGUAAAAGAAAAAAGAAAAAUUUAUUGUGUUUUGGAGUGUAUAUGUGAAUUUUUUGAAAUUUAAUAAAAUAUAAUGAAUAAAAAGAUACCCCACCAGGGCAAGAAAUGAGCAAGGUGAGGGACAGGCGGCUACAUUUCAACACAGCUUUUUUGCUUCUCCAGAUCAGGCCCAAUGCAAAGGACCAAUUUACCAUCUGCAGGAACAAUUAAACAAUUAAAAACAUGCAUCCUCAGCCCCAGUUAUUCUAAGACUGGGAGCUUUCGCUAGUGGUGAAGCUUUUUCUCAGUCACCACUUGAUAAGUAGGAAUGAAUGAAUUAAUGUUUAUUGUUACGGCGAAACAGCCAGCAUACUAAAACCAGAGUUUCUGCGUAGUUCUUUACAAAAAACGAUAAAGACAAUCAGAAUGGAAUUUAACAAUCAAUAUACUAAUUAAAUAGACUUGAAAUGUGUGUCCAAGGAAACAAUAACUCCAAGGAUUAAGGCUUUCUGGGAAAUGAUAUAUAAUGAAUUGAAAAAGGUAUUUAAAUAUACCUUCUUGAAAAAAACAGAGGCCUUUCUUCUGGGCAUGGUUGGCCAAUUGGUGCCAAAGAAGGAUAGAACCUUUUUUAUGUAUGCCACAACAGCAGCAAGAAUACUCAUCGCAAAAUAUUGGAAGACACAAGAUCUACCCACUCUGGAAGAAUGGCAGAUGAAGGUGAUCGACUACAUGAAACUGGCGGAAAUGACUGGCAGAAUCCGAGACCAGAGAGAAGAGUCGGUGAAAGAAGACUGGAAGAAAUUUAAAGACUAUUUACAGAAAUAUUGUAAAAUUAAGGAAUCUUAGAAGGAUGUUGGAUAGAAACUAAGAGGUUUUUAGCUGUAAUGCCUUAAGAGACAUGAAAAAAGGUUUGCAACUGGGUAAAAGUUUAAUGGUAAGGAUUUGCUGAACUAACAAAUUGAACUGGAAUACAAAAAGGGAGGUAUGAGCACGUCUGGGGAAAUAAGUAUAGGGAAGAUACGUUAUGGAAAAUUAAUAUCCUUUUAACUGUUUCAUUUGGUAUGUUUCUUUUUAUUUUUUACUUUUUUGGUUAUAUUUUAAAAUUUUUAUUUUUCUUUUUUCUGUAUUCUGUAUUUUUUUGUAUUUUUUGAAACUUUAAUAAAUAUCAUUUAAAAAAAAAAACCAAUAACUCAAUUUAAUAAGAAGAAAACUGAACUAUAAGCUGUAACAAUUUGUGUUUACCCUCAUUUACCCUGAAAUUCAAACCUAACAUCUUGCUUACAGCAGCUGGUUUUUUUCACCUGCCAGAAAGGGAUGACUCAGAAGGCGAAGUGAGUUGCAAGAGAUAAGAGCCUCUGAUGAAACCAGGAACUCUUUGAAAAGUGAUUGGUAACGAGCGUUCCCUGGGGAAAAUAGCCUCCUGUGAAUUGCCCCCCCCCCCUGCAAGGGGCACGCAGCAACUGGCAGAAGCAUCCCAACAUCAUGGCGUCAGAUAUCUCUCCUGUCCUAGUUCUGUCUAUGGAAAUGUCAUCCUUUCUGCACGAGAUGUAGGGGGAAGUGAGGGGCAGAUGGGGCUAAUCAUUUUUUUUUUAAAUCAUAUUUAUUAAAGUUUCCAAAAAUAUAAAAAUACAAAGAAAAAAGACAAAAGAAAAAAGAUAUUUAAAAGCCUUACUUUCAUUCCCUACUUUCUGGGACUCCCCUCCCCCAAUUGUAUUCCCUUUCCUUAAUUUGGUUCUACAAGCUCUCACUCCCAAUUUAAAAGCUUAAUUUGUUUAACCCACUAUCCAGAUUGAAUUGUACAAAUCUUACCACCGUCCCACAUCAUUAACAGAAAAAGAAAAAAGAUUUUCCCCAGGAUCCACCCCAAUUCCUUCCACAAAUUCCCUUUUUUAAACACGUCCGAUCAAAAUAAAAUAACCUGCGUAGUUAUGUAAAGAAACAACAAAUAAGAGUUAGAUCAAAUUUCCAAAAAGGGUUACACUGCCUUUGGUUUUCAAAUCUCCCCCCCCCCCCUUCCCCGGUUUGAAUUCCCCAUGUCCAUCAGUCUAUACAUUAUCAGCUUGGAAGUCUCAUUUCAUGACCAGAUUUCUCCCCGUUUCCAUCUUGACGGUUUUCUUUAGUUUAUUAAUUUAAAUAAUAUUUGACUUCAAAUGUCCAAUCUAACAAAGGCCUUUAAUUUCCUUGAUCUUUACCACUCCUCCCGUUGCUCUUUCCGUGUCGUAAUCAGUCCUUUAUUCUUCUUAUUCCUCACUUUCUCAGGUUUCUUGUCCUGUUCAGCUGCUAAAACUUUCUAAUUCAGAAAUCUAGUGUCUCUGCAGAGGUUUGUUAUUCAGGAACAAAAACUUACGUCCAGUCCCUUUCUUUCUUCAAUAAAAAUUCCAUUGUCUUCCUCUGUAGACAAAAUACUCUUUCAGUUUUGCAGCUUUCCCAGAAGAUAACAAAUCCUGUGCGAAUCCCAGGGUAUUUUUCCACUUACGACCAUUCUUGUAAUAUCCCGAAACCCCUCUAGGGGGAUUGUAAUAACUUUGUAUCCUCUAAUCCAAAAGUCAAAUUGUUGCUUAUUUUCCAACAGUUUAUAUCCAUGUUAUAGCAAAUUGUAACAAAAUUAACCAGCAAGAUCCUCAUAAAGUCCUCUUUAUAUUCUCCAGCUUUGACAGCCACUUUGACAGCUGUCAAAGUCUCCGUCUCUCUUCACCAGGCUCCACAGAUCGCCCCGGUUCCCAGGGGGGGGGUUGCAUUUUUCUUCUCACCCUCCACUCUUCUCCUCCAGCACAUUUCUUAUAAUUUCCCAUCGUGAAAUUAAUGAUUUUUAUCAAAGACAUACUUCCCUUUGGACCUUGGUUACCCAGUCCUUGUUUUGGAAUGCUUACAAUAGGGGGGGGGAUUGACUUCCUUUUAAAUCGCCCCGCUCGUGCCAAAUCCAAAAUUUUGAACCCGGUUUCCCAAUUACUCACGGGUUGUUGUUAAUAGUCCAAAUUUUCAAUAGAAGAAGUCAGCGCUCUCCGUCGAAUGGCAUGCGGCUGCGCUCGGCAGGGAAAGCAGAGGACUCAGCACCACGCCGCUCCCGGCACCCGAUCCGAAGCCUUUAAAAGGCUCCUUCACGAGUCGGGAGGGCGCUAAUGGUGCAAGCCGAGUCACCCAUGUCCACGGACUCCGUGCCCGUGGUUUUAAGGGUCCCCGCGUCGCCGGCGCGGUAGGACCCAGCCCCUGCCGAGCAGACUCCCUCCGGAGCUCGGAGGGAGUCCGCCAUUCGGCGAUGGCGCUAACCCGGAAGUCCCAGAUGGGGCUAAUCAACCUGGGAAGGGAGCCCAUCUAGGAGGACAAAAACUCUGGUCCUAAACCUCAUUUGUGAGAAAUGCUUUGAGAGUAAAUCCCAAAGGAAAAAUCCAUACCUGCUGCCUUGUGGGAUAUCUUUGGGAGAAGCAAAGUAAACCCGAUGCAAAUCUGGAGUGGAGCCGUCAGUGCGGUUAGAUGGUGCCUUGUACACUGUCUCCUUCCAGCAACUCCUGCAGCCAAGCUGGUGCCAAACAUAUUGCUUUCCUUUCCUUUGGAUCACAUUAGCAAGGCUAAGAGGAGAUGUUCUUGUCAUCUGGGCAGCCCAGGGCCCCAUACACACUGCCCAGGCUCACACCCCAGGGAAGAGAAAUUGUGGAGGAAGAGGAGAAUAACUCAAAGCACAGUUGCUGUUGUCCCUUCACCUCAUUUACUGUCCCGAAGGCUCCCAUCUCAUAUUACUCUUGAUGGUGUAGCACUUAGAGUGAGGCUGGGAGACCUCAGGCAUGAAUGCCAGAUGCGGCCCCCAGACCCCUCUAUCUGGCCCUUGCAAUUCUCUCCUGACCCCACACUACACCAGCCCUACUUCACAACUUCCUUCAAACUAGCCUACUGUACCAAGUUGUAAAUUUGUUGCUUCGCCUCCGUCCCCAUCCACCAUUUGCAUGUGGUCCCCAGAAGAUUGCUUCGAUAGGAGUGCAGCCCUUAGGCAAUUUAUUUACUCUCUUUUUCAAGUGUCAAAGGUUCCCUCAUUCAGCCCUGAAGCUAAAGUUUGGACCAUUACGGGGUAGCCUGGCAGACUGCAAAGUGCAGAGACCCACCAUCUUAAUUUCCUAGAGGCAUCUAUACAUAUGCAAAUUUAAGAUUUGUGGCCGGCUACACGCCACACGUUUAAAGCCCAUGACUUCCCCCAGAGAAUCCUGGGAACUGUAGUUUGUCAAGGGUGCUGGGAGAUGCAGCCCCGUAAGGGGCAAACUAGUUUCCAGGACUGUUUGCAGGGAAGCAUCAUGUGCCUUAAAUAUAUGUUGUGUGUGACACGCAGUGUGUGCAACACUCUGGUUGAGUCUAUCCAUUAAAUAUAGGUGAUAUAGAUUGGUCCCAUUCAAAUUAUGGUGAAGACAGAUGACAUGAGGACCAUAAAGCAUAUUGCAGUUAACGGCUCCUAUCUGGCUCUUUUCCUCCUUUUUUGAAGGCAAAAGAAGAGAGUUUUAUUGGAGUCUAUCUGGCUCUUGUUGACGGGCAACUAUGUGCAUGUAACAACUGGCAGCCCCAGAUGGCUUCUUCCAGGCACUGUUCUUCCUUGCUGGGUUAGGACAUUUAAAAAGGAGCUCUGGAACACAAUGUCAGAACAAAACCUGCAUUUGUUCGUCAGAAAUUAUGGCUUCAUGUUGUCCUUCCUGGUGUCGUGUUUCUCAUCGGAUGCCAGGAGAUGGUUGUGGCCAACUCCCAAGUCACAAAGAAACAACUUUCCCAAGUGUUAAAUCACCCUUGCCCUUUUUCAGGUUCUUACCCUCGAGCGGUAUGUUUUUUUAAAUAUUAAAAAUAUCUAUGUUUUGUAGGCUCAGCCUUGACAUCAUCAUCAUAUACCAACAAAUAGCAAACUUGGUGACAUGGGGCCAAUGAGAAAUAAGAGUGACGUAUCAGUACAAGAGAGGUACCCCUAUGUUUGGUGAACCCUAAUGUUUGGAGGGGGGGGAAAGGGACGCGGGUGGCACUGUGGGCUAAAUAACACAGCCUAGGACUUGCUGAUCAGAAGGUAGGUGGUUCAAAUCCCUGCGAUGUGGUGAGCUCCCGUUGCUCGGUCCCUGCUCCUGCCAACCUAGCAGUUCGAAAUCACGUCGAAGUUCAAGUAGAUAAAUAGAUACUGCUCCGGCGGGAAGGUAAACGGCAUUUCCGUGCGCUGCUCUGGUUCGCCAGAAGCAGCUUAGUCAUGCUGGCCACAGGACCCGGAAGCUGUACGCCGGCUGCCUCGGCCAAUAAAGCGAUAUGAGCGCCACAACCCCAGAGUCGGUCACGACUGGACCUAAUGGUCAGGGGUCCCUUUACCUUUAAUGUUUGGAGAAGUAGAAACGUAUUUCUUUAGGAGGGAACAGACCUAACAGGGCAAAAAUGGCUCCAGACAACACACUGAGGACAGAAUGUGCUCAGUGGCCAAACAACGCCAAGUAUCUGUGAAUCUCAGAAUCACAGAAUUAUCAUGUUGGAAGGGAUCCCAAGGGUCAUCUAGCCCUACCCCCUGCAAUGAAGUGUGGGACAGGAAUGGAGUAUCCUGAAAAAAAGCAAGAGUGCUCCACAACUGCAAUGUUUUGGUUGUGGGUGGGGAAUUUUGGAUGAUGGACCAAAUUUGGCCGGGCAGUGGUCCCAAUACUGCCUGCCAGGCUGUUCCUUGCAAGCCACGCCCACCUGCUCCAUACCUGACAAUCUAUGUCACCUGGCUAUAAAAGGAGCAACUGGGAGCUUAAUGUGAGCUCCCAAUUGCGGGAGAAAGGUAUGUUCCCAACACCCAAGUAGGGAGCCCACCUUGGUCCAAUAGCACAAAGCUUUGUGUUAGCAGAAGCUUCAAUGAAAACUUUGACAGCUGUGUUGUCCCACAUACUUGUCAGUCAUCUGAUAUCAUGAUGUCAGGUGAUUGACAGACACUAUGUCCCACCCACUUGGUUUUGUUGAAGGCCCAGUCCCCCUGGGCUGGUAGGUAUAUUUAAAACAGGAGUGCAGAACCUGCUGCUCUCCAUGUGUUGAUAAACUACAACUCUUUCUUUUCCCUUGCUUGCUAGGCCGGAUGGGAGUUGGAGAGCAACCACAUCUGCAACUGAAUUAAAUAAGCCUUUGCUCCAUUUGAGUGUCCACUGUUUUACUGAGGAAAGGGGAAGUUGAAAUUAAGAUGGUUUAGUAAUUGAACACUUGGUCUCCUGACCAAAACGCUGAGGGUGAUCAUGAGAUGGAGAAUGGAAUCAAGUAGGCAUCUGAAAGAGGAAAUGCUGCAGCAAUGGGUGAUUUCAACUAUCCUCACAUUAGACUUGGAACAUUUGCAUGUUGGAGUCACCAGGUUCAUGCCUAAGGAGUGAAAGGGGAGGGGAGGGGAGAGAAUUUCUGCCAAAUAUUUAUUGGGCCUUGUGAGCCAUUUACUUAACAAAUGCCUCCCUGCUGAUAACAAUCAGCUGCACUGCUGGUUCCACCAACCCUCUUGUCUUAAGGAGCCUAAGAAGCCAUGAUUUAAAUGGUCCUGACAAGUAUCUCCUUUGUUAGGGAAAUUAUGGGUAAAUGGUGUACAAUGACUAGCAAAUAGCUGACAAAAGGGCAUACCCUCCCUGUCCUUAGCGAAUGGGAGAGGAGUCUUCUACUUCUUUGGCGAUGGAUCACUCAAAGCCAAGCCAGAUUGUCUUCCAUGAACAUGGUCUUAACAGUGAGUCCGAAAGUGACUGUGGAGGUCAAUUCUGAUCCACACGUCCUUCCUCAGUGGGGACAUAGGUUUCCUGGCAGGAGUUGAUCACGGUGAGGGUUUGCCAAGCGUGCCUUCCUCUUAGCACAUUUCUCUCUUUCAUCCUGCAUUUGAGCGUCUUCAAAGGUCAUGACACUUUUGGUAAAGGCUGUUCUCCAACUGGAGUGUUCGCAGGCCAGUGUUUCCCAAUUGUCAGUGUUUAUACUACAUUUUUUUAGAUUUGCCUUGAGACAGUCUUUAAGGCUCUUUUGUUGACCACCAGCAUUACACUUUCCAUUUUUAAGUGCGGAAUAGAGUAGUUGCGUUGGAAGACGAUAAUCAGGCAUCCGCACAACAUGACCAGUCCAAUGAAGUUGAUGAAUCAUUGCAUCAACACUGGUGAUCUUUGCUUCUUCCAGUACACUGGCAUUAGUUUGCCUGUCUUCCCAAGUGACAUGCAAUUUUUUUUCGGAGACACCGUUGAUGGAAUCUUUUGAGGAGUUGGAGAUGGCGUUUAUAAGUGGUCCAUGUUUCGCAAGCAUGCAGUAAGGUUGGUAGUACAAUAGCUCCUGUAAACAAGCAUUUUGCUUUCCCAGCAAAUGUCCCGGUCCUCAAACACUCUGCACUUCAAUUGGGAGAAAGCUGCUCUCGCAGAGCUCAGGCAAUGCUGGAUUUUGGCAUCAAUAUUGGCCCAUGUGGAAAGAUAACCACCCAGGUAAGAGAAGUGAUCAACACUUUCCAGUGUUAUACUAUUGAGUUGGAUUUGUGGUGCUGCAGAGGGGUUGUUUUGUAUUUGAACAAAAACAAAAACAAAAAAAAAUUCCUUCCAGUAGCACCUUAGAGACCAAGUAAGUGUGUUACUGGUAUGAGCUUUCGUGUGCAUGCACAUUUCUGCAGAUACACUGAAACAGAAGUCACCAGACCCUUAUAUGUAAUGAGAGGGUGGGGAGGGGUGAUUGGCUGAUAGGCGUGGUAAACCUGUUGACGACUGUUAACGACUGCAAUUGGUCUUACAGGAAAAAGCAAGGGGUGAGAUGGCUAAAAAUAGCUUUAUCAUGUAUAAUGAGAUAAGAAUCCAAUUUCUCUAUUCAGACCAGGUCUCUCCAUGGUUUUAAGUUUGGUAAUAAUUUGCAAUUCAGCAAUUUCUCUUCCCAGUCUAUUUCUGAUUUUUUUUGUGUUUGUUAGUGCAACACAUUGGUUUUUUUGGAUGUUGAGUGAUAGGCCAAGUUUUCUGUAAGCUUCUGCGAAGAUAUUUAGGAUGGUUUGGAGGUCAUCCUCUGAGAGCUGGACACCGCCCCCCCAUCUUGUUAUCGCUGACCUUUGACUCUGCUGGCUGGUGCUGUUGGGAGCCCUCCAACAGCAUCCAAAAGGCCACAGGUUGCCAUCCCUGCUCUACAUAUGAGGAGCAUGGCCUGUAAAAAUGAGUGUAUGCAAAUCAUCUGUAGUGAUAACUUACAUAUGCAAAUUAACUAUAGCACUUCCCCCAUACUUUGCUCCAGGAGAAAUAUCCAAAUUACAUUUUGAUUGGCCUGUUAUUGCAAGCUACCCCUGAGGCCAUUUAUUCAAAUAUCUGAAGAGCUGUCCCAUGGAAGAUGAAGCAAGUUUGUCUUCUGUUGCUCCAGAGGGUAGAACCCAAACCAAUUGAUUCAAAUGAGAAGAGAUUCCGAGAAAACAUUAGGAAGAAUUUUCCAACAGUUGUUGUUGUUGUUUAGUCGUUUAGUCGUGUCCAACUCUUCGUGACCCCCUGGACCAGAGCACACCAGGCACUCCUGUCUUCCACUGUCUCCCGCAGUUUGGUCAGACUCAUGCUGGUAGCUUCGAGAACACCGUCCAACCAUCUCGUCCUCUGUCGUCUCCUUCUCCUUGUGCCCUCAAUCUUUCCGAACAUCAGGGUCUUUUCCAGGGAGUCUUCUCUUCUCAUGAGGUGGCCAAAGUAUUGGAGUCUCAGCUUCAGGAUCUGUCCUUCCUGUGAGCACUCAGGGCUGAUUUCCUGAAGAAUGGAUACGUUUGAUCUUCUUGCAGUCCAUGGGACUCUCAAGAGUCUCCUCCAGCACCAUUUCCAACAGUAAGAGCUGUUAAAUGGGUGGAAAGGGCUUUGGAAGGUGAUGGACCUCUCAUUCACUGGAGGUUUUAAAGCAGAGAUUGGAGGGAGCACCCGUUAGGGAUUCUGUGAUUUCUGCAUUGCAGGAGUUGGACUAGAUGACUAUUAUUCUAUUUUCCCUGGCCUUAGCUUUGCCUCUCAGCAGAACCGUUUCCCACUCUCACUUACUUGGGUUUUGAAUCAAGGCCCAAGCAUUUCCUUCCUACAGCAGAUGCUACAUAUUUAGCCUCAAGUGAGGUGGUCAAUAAGGUAGGAAGCCAUUGCUAAUUAUACUAUCCUUGUAAGUAGGUCACCUUGUUCUUCUCUUGCAUGAGUUCUGGGCCUGCUAGGAUCUAAUAGAGUGCUUGCAUUUCAUGUAUUUAUUUAGAAAAUGUCAGCGCUGCCCUUCAGUUAAAACUCUCAGGGGAGUAUACAGGAAAAUAAUUAACAGUGCCAUCUUAGACAUGUCUUCUUCAGAAGUAAGCCACACUAAAGCCAACGGGGCUUCCUCUCAGGCAAGUGUGUUGAUUGCAGACUAAGAUAGUAACUAUGUAAAAUGCUACGGAAAUAAAACACAGAAGCAGCUUUGAAGCAAAGCCACAACCAAGGCAUUCAUGGCCUUUUAGCCCCAAUGUUUUAACUCUUCCUGCCCCAUAUCCUAGACAUCCAGCCUUAGGGCUGGAUCAGGCCAAUGGCCCAUCUAGUCCAGCACCCUGUUCUCGUAAUGGCCAGCCAGAUGCCCGUGGGAAGUCUGUAGGCAGGACAUGAACGCAAAUGCAUUGCUCUCCUCUCCUGUGAGUUUCAGAAACUAUGCGCUGCUUCUAAUACUGAAAGUAAAUAUAGCCAUUAAGGCCAGUUGCUAUCAACAGCUUUACGUUCCAUAACAUCACAGCAUAUGCUUUCAUAGACUAGAGUGCACUUCAUCAGCUGCAUCAUUGCUCCCAGCAGCGUAGUGUGGACAGGAUGGAACUGCAAAUGGUUAUCAGAGGGCAAUGCAAUGAAUUGCACAAAGUACAGACCACCUUGCUCUCAAUACGUGCCCACUUGACUGUUUUGGUGUGAGGAACUGGCACCUUUACAAGUGCCAACUAAUGUUUGUGCCACACUUGCUAGCAAUUAGUCUUUCAGUGUGGCAGCCACAAGAAAAGCUAUGCACAUGAAAGCUCAUACCAGUAACAAACUUAGUUGGUCUCUAAGGUGCUACUGGAAGGAUUUUUUGUUUUGUUUCCCUGCCCAUUGAUAUUACUGAUUUUACUUCUACUUUGCAUCAACAGAAUUCUAGUGUCCAGAUCAAGGGAAGUAAUAAUAUCUCUAUUCUGCCUUAGUCAGACCACACUUGGAAUACUGUGUCCAGUUCUGGGCACCACAAUUUAAGGAGGUUGACAAGCUGAAACAUGUGCAGAGGAGUGUUACCAAGAUGAUCAAGCGUCAGGAAACGAAGCCUUAUGAGGAACAGUUGAAGGAAUUGGGUAUGUUUAGCCUGGAAAAGAGGAGACUGAGAGGAGAUAUGAUAGCCAUCUUCAAGUAUCUUAAGGACUGUCACAUGGAGGAGGGAGCAUGCUUGUUUUCUCCUGCUCUGGAGGGUAGGACUCAAACUAAUGGCUUCCAGUUGCAAGAAAGGAGAUUCUGACUAAACAUUCGGGAAAACUUUCUGACAGUAAAAGCUUUUCAGCAGUGGAACAGACUCCCACAAGAGGUGGUGGUUUUUAAAUAAGAGGUCGGAUGGCCAUCUGCCAUGGGCGCUUUAGCUGAGAUUCCUGCAUUGCAAGGGGUUGGAGUAGAUGACCUUUGGGGUCACUUCCAAAUCUAUGAUUUAUGAUAAACUUGAUGUGCAUAGCAUAGAAUCAUAGACUUGUUGGAAGGGAUGAAGAGCGUCAUGUAGACCACCCCGCUGUAACGCAGGAAAGCUUUCUCCUAGGGUGGGGGGUAGAAGCAACGACCCUGAGACUAGUUUGUCGUUAAAGUUACUGGUAUUCGCAGUGAAUGUUUCACAUUGAUUAUCUGAACUACUUAUGAGGUUUUUGUUGAUUAAAGCGGUACAUGAACCUUUUCAAAUAAAACUAAACCACUCCUAUCCACUCCGCGCAUCCUAUGAAGCCGGCUCAGUACCAGCGGAAAAUCCUAUGGGCGUUUUUACAAAGAAAAAUCCAACGGAGUUCAUUCCGGGUGGGGGGGGGGGAGAAGCUCCCGUUUCCCCAAAACCACCGUGCGCGCAAAGACUGCAGAUUAACAGCGACAACAGGCCUACAGAAGCGAGCCCCACAGCACCCCAUUCAGUUCAAUGGGACCCCAUUACCAGGGAAAGCGCGCACGGGUCCGCGCAGCUCAAAACCGGCUCGUGCCGUUUGCAGCUCCCGCUGCAAUAUACCCCAAAACCGGAGCUGGGAACCCUCCACCCCCCGGACACGUGCGCCGCCCUAGGGGUGGGAAGCGCACGUGUGAAGCGCCCAGAAGGACCCGGGAGGCGCUCAGAACGUUCAGGACCCGGCCGGCGAGAGGAGAGGAUAAAGGUGGGAGGAGCCUGCGGGGAAAGGAGCCGGCUUGCCGCCCCGCGCGCUGCCUUGUGGGAUGCGUAGUCCCUCUCCGCGGCUCGAGUAGGGGCGCCGGCAGGGAACGCGGACUACAUCUCCCGAAGCACCCCGCGACGGAGGGGAAAAGAAGACUCUGCUGGUGUGGUGGUAAGUGGUAGCGGACUGGGCUGCCCGCGGGUGCCCGCGCAGGCGCAGUGCGACUGAGGAGCCGUUCUGAGGUUCUCGGGCUGCCUAUUGACCCCAGUUGUGGCUCCGGGGCCGCUGAGGGCUGUAGAGGCGCUGUCGCUCAAGCCAGGUAGGAGGGCGGUUAUUCAAAUGGAGGGGGGGCGAUUAUUUAAAUUGGGGAAAUGCCCCCCUCCCCUCACAAGACACUUGAGGAGGGGGGCACGGCUUAAAUGAGGUUUGUUCUCCUCAGAGGUCCUUUUUGGGGGGGGGGGUCAGGGGCUGUUAUGGGGACCUCAGGCGUCGUUUCUGUGAGGGGGGGUUAUAUAUAUAUAUAUAUAAUGGGGGGAGCUGCUCCUGAAGACUUCCCUUCUCUCCACCCUGGACUCUGAACGGAGUUCCUUGUAAGGAAAAGGUGGAGGCUGUUUGGUAUUUUUUUGGGGGGGGGGGUGUUUUGGAAGGUGCGGUGGGGAGAGAAGGAGGACAUUUUGAAAGAGAUCCGCCGGGGAGGCGCCCCUCUCCCCCCCACAAUGCCUUUGACUUUGGGCUGGGGUUUUUUGUUUGUAAUUUAAUUAUGGGAGGGGGCGGCGGCCUAUAAAUGCACGAGACAUUUCGUGCGGGGUGGGGCCAGGAACGGGCAGGAUUGGAAAGGGGACAUACAUAUCUAUCUAUAGAUUUGCAUAUGCAGUCAGAAGAUUAACAGUACCAAAAGGACGGCCUUCCCUCAUUGCUGAUGCAGCAAUGAUUCCAGUAAGAAGUGGAAUCUCAUUUCCUCCUUUCUUUCUUCUCCCCCAAGAAAAAAAACAACAAAAAAAACACCUUCACCUGCCCAUCAUUCCCAGUUUAUUCAGGAGCCUAGAUUCGUUUCUUCCUCUUCGUUUUGCAAACUUGGGCAGUUCCUUGUGCCACCCACGCUCUUCCUCAUCAAGACCUUUGGGGCAGAGCCUUGAAGGGGGCAGUGAAACAGACAUUGCUUUCCUUAAGUGGGGAGGGCAACUGGGGGAAGAGGGCAUUGGGAGUUCUUCUGAAGGGCUGGCUGACCACUUCUGUGCCUGUUUACUUGGGAGGAAGGCCCACCGUGCUCAAUAGUGACAUAGGCUUGCUCUCUAGUAAGUGUGAUUCGGAUUGCGCUCCUUGAAUUUUUGUUUUUAACUUCUUUUUGGAGGCGGGGGGAGCCUAUGAAUGAAUACAGAAAUUGGUGUGGGUGAGAGAGAGAUUAGAAGGUGCAGAGUCAGACCUGGUGUUUUUCCUCUCCUGCCCUACCAGUGGUUUAGGAUACUCCCUCCCUUGCACACUCCUGCAGGACAGCACAUCUUUCUACAAAUCUAGUGACAAAGGACUUUCCUGUUCUCCCUUUUCAUGCAGAAUAAUGAUUUUUCAGUCAUCCAAGUCCUCCCUCUUUCACUUUGCUGUGCUUUUUAAAAGGCAGUCCCUCACCCUCUUCAGGUAUCUGCAUGGAAGUGAAUGGGAUUGUGAAAUGGUCUAUGCAGAGCAGUUUACAGGUUGAGGACCCCUCCCUUGUUUACGCUGCUGCUGCUGCUGUUUUCAGUGGCAGAAAGGAGGCUGUCUAGUGCUGGGUACCUUUCAAGAGACGUAAGGGUUGAGAAACAGAGGAUAGGCGCUGCUGCCGCCGCCCCACAGUUCUAAAAUUAUUUAUUAAAAGUGUUGUUUAAAACAAGAACUGCUUGCUGCUGUUUAUAAAUUGGCCCCACAGAUGGUGCUGCAAACAAAGUAAUGGAUGACCAAGCAUCAGAUCUGGCAGCACAGAGAGAGGAUGCAGAAUCAUCCUCCUGACUACCCAGAAAUUUUAUAAGGGAGUGGUGUUCUGUGGAUGUUUUUUUCUUGGGGGAGGGGGUUCAGUAUAGAUCCCUUGGAACAAGUUAAAUGCAGCUACCCUGAUGAGCUGCAAAUGAAAAGGACAGUUGGAAAAUAGCUUUUCUAAAGAUCUUUAAAUUUAUGUGAAGACUUGUGCAGUUUUUACCAAUGACAAAAAUGAUUAUUUCAUGGCAACAGAGCAAGAUUUGCAGACUCAUGCACUCUGAGGCUGUUUCAUAGAUCUGCUAUGAUGUAUUAAAUUUUUUUGUAAAGACUGCUUUAAAUGCCCUUGGGGUAUCAAAGGCAAUGACACCAGAUCAAGGUGACUUCCCCCCCACCCCAAGGGAUGGCUUUAUAGACAGUUGAUUUGUUGCCAUAACCUUAAAAAAGGGUGAGGAAAGGAAUAUGGACGUCAUUGGGAGGAUGAAAACAUAGUAACAUGAAGGAGUUCCUAUGGAAGGUAUAGUUGCUUACAGCGCGAUCCCAACUAUUUUCUACUUGAAACUAAGACCAAUUGAAUUCUAUGGUGUUUACUCCAUUACAUAAGAUUAGGACUGCAGCCUUAGUGACUAAUACACUGAACUUGCAUUGUUGCUGUAUUAGUUGUACCACAUUUGAGACAGUGUGAGGUGCAUUAAUACAGUGCACUGGCUGUAACUAUUGCAUAGUGUAAGAUAACAUUCAACUGAACUUGCAGAGAAUAACAGCUUGUUUCUGUAUGUGCAUUUCUUCAAAAGUGACAGCAUCUUUUUAUCCUUGCCUUAAAAAUAAACCUGUUUCUUUGAAAGAUUUAUGUGCAAAAAAGAUUCUUAGCUAGUUAUGAGUAACAUAAAAUAGUUUGAGUGGGGUCCUAUAAGAAUAAAGAUUAAACAACAGAUUUCUAAAAGGAAUAUGUUCUUCCCGUUGGGAGGCUUAGAGCGGCUAUUGCUAUAUUUGUGCAAGAGCAAUUACACCUUCCUUGCUGAUAUGGAUAUUCAGUCUGAAAUAGCAACAAUUGUUGUGGAGAUUGGCACCCAUAGACACUGUCCCUGGAAGUACCAUAACUCCUUAUAGACUAGUAUGUUAUAGCUGUGGGCAGAACUGCAAUUUGUUUUUUAUGUUACCAUGAGGCAUAAGCCCUUUUUUGCCACUUUCUGUCUCUAGGAACUUAAAGUAUGUGUUUUGUUGUAGCCAACUUUGUGCCUUGUGCUGCUUAGAAUAGCUGGGUUUCCAUUCUUCCUAAUGCAUAGUUCUGUCCGACAAAAGCUUAGUUUUAUUCAUAUUGCUACAUCUUGUGCUUUUUUCUUUCGGAAACAUGUAGUGAAAUUCAGGAGUGUGUUGAUAGGUCUGUUCAGUCAAAUACAGUAGUCCCUCAUGACCUUUCUGUGCUUGUCAAGAUCAUGGCUGGGUUCUGCAUUUGCAGAUAUCCUGCUGCAUGUUAAGAAUUGUGAAGUGUUUUAGAACAGAUGAUAAAGCUAUCUUCAGGCACAUGGACUCCAAAUGCUGCUUCUGAAACUUGCAUGACAAACUUUUUAGGGAGUAGUGUGUGUGUUUCUCUUUACUUUGACAUCACUGCUGGGGUAGUGCAUGGGAUAUAUAUAUAAUCUGCAGCAAUGUUAGACACUCAGGUAUAUAAUCUAAUUGCCCAAUGGCACCUUAGACCUAGGUUACAGUUGCCACAAUGGAAUGUCUCGGCACCGCCCCCCCCUCCAAAUUCAUGAUGGUGAUGAUUAAUUCCAUUUCUAUACCACUUUAAAUUGUAAAGAACAAAUCUCAAAGCGGUUUACAACACAUUAAAACAUCAAAUAAAACAAUCCAGAAUAAAUCAAAUUCAAGCUUGAAAUAAAAUAUUUCAGAUCCUUCUCAAAGUGACAUUUUGCUUUCCCCAAUCACCAACCUGGCAUUAAGAGAUCUCUGUGUGACAGCAGUUGGACCCGCACCAGUCACAAAAUGUGCCUGGCGCUUGCCUAAUUUCUGACAUGGACCUGCAGGUGGUAACGGAAGGAUAGUAGCAUGGUCAUAUUUUGCUAUAGGAUUCAAAAACUGCGAUCCAAGCUUGUUUAAAACAUCCUUUAAGAAGAUACGGGGCGUGAUGAUUCUAAUGCAAGAUUGCUUUGUCUCUUUUUCCUCCAGAGUUUUCUGUGUGGCAGAUACAUUUGUUAACCCUGGCGUUAACAGAAGGAGAAGAUGAAAGAUAUCGAUCUAGGAAAAGAAUAUGUUAUACCCAGUCCUGGGUAUAGAAAUGUGAGGGAGAGAGGCAGCCCAGGCCAACAUGAAGAACAAGAUGGGCUGAAUUACCAGCAAGACAAACACAAGGUCAGGAGCUGUGAUUUUUGUCUUUUGAGGGGCAGCUUUUGGAACUGCCUAGUUUAGUAGUUUUAAUUUUAUUACGUCAGCUUCAUAUUUAUAAUGAGAACAUAUGAAGAGCCUGUAGAGCUCCGGAGGGUGGCAAUAUGAGAACAGGCUUUCUCUGUGGUGGGUUCCCACUUGUGGAUUGUUCUCCCCAGGUAGGCUCACUUGGCGCUUUUGUUACAUAUGUUUAGGCGCCAGGCAGAAACAUUCCUCUUCUCUCGGGCCUUUGGCUAAUUAAACCCAUCUGUGGCCUUUUAAACUGAUGUGUUUUAUUGGUAAUUUUUGUUACUAUGUUAUGUAUUUUUGUGUUUUUAUAUUGCCAUCUGAUCCUCAGAUGAAGGGUGGUAUAAAAACCACUGAUUUUAUUAAACCACUGAUUUAAUAAAAACAAACAAGCAAACAGAAUUUCACAGUUGCUGUCACAGAAAAUAUUGUGUGCCAGAUUCCAGUAGAUUAUGUGUCAUGCAGUAAAGAGACCUGUGAUGAGGAUACCCUCUCACAGAUCACAGAAUUAUAUAAUUGUUAAAAACUUCCAAGGAAGGAGAGUUCUUGGAUAGUAGAAACUUUCCCUGUUGUCUGCUUGAAUGAAAUUGGUGGUUGUCACUGGCUUAUUUAUAUGCUAUUAUUGGUACUGGUGUAUCCAACUGAUGGAUUUACCUAGUAGAGUCAGAUUUGUGUGGCAGCUGCUUUCAUUAGUUUUCCCAACUCUUGUUACCCAAGAUCUUAAAUGGAGGUGCUGUAGAUCGAACCUUGUAUGUCUUGGUGCUGAUGCUUCAUCACCUGCUUUUUUUAAAGCAAUGCACCCUUCAAAUCAUACAUGCACCUGUGGAAUGUCAACCAGUUUGCUCUUGAUGUGUGGCAGAAGCGGCUUAGUCAUGCUGGCCACAUGACCCGGAAGCUGUAUGCUGGCUCCCUCAGCCAAUAAAGCGAGAUGAGUGCCGCAACUCCAGAGUCGGCCACGACUGGACCUAAUGGUCAGGGGUCUCUUUACCUUUACCUAGGCUGCUUUGAGAUGAGCAUAUUAUUUAGUACCAUGAGGAUUUCAGUGAGUGUGGUUGUCCUUUCAUAUUCAUAAUUAUAAUGGUAAUAGCAAGGGUUUGGAAUCCAUUUGUGUCCCAUGAAGUGUUGAAGUUCUAAUAGGCCUUCUGGUUUCUGGAGGCUGUAUGUAGCCAGGGGAUACUUUUACCUACUGAGGGAUGGGUGAUUUUUUGAGAUCUUCUGUGAAAAGUGCUGGUAAAAUGGAAAAUCCUUCUUCCUGGGGAAACCCAGCCAUAUAGGCAGGGUAUAAAUAAUAAAAUUAUUAAUAAAAUUAUUAAUACUUUUUAGAAAAAAGUUCAUGAUGCAAUCAUAAGAAAACCAAAUUUAACCAGUAAACACUCUUGGCUAAUUGUGAUUUAGGGGUAGUUUAUUCAAUGAGAAGAAUCAGAUUUCAUGCAAACAGUCAUACAUUUCAUAGAUCACACUAUUGACUCUUCAUUGUACACAUUUUAUGAUAUUCUAGCCGUUGCGUUAAAAAAACCCUGUAUUUUAAUUAGGAAAUAGGGUUUUACAUAAAUAAUAAAAUUGCCCCGGAAAUUGUCUGCUGUCAUUCUGCUGCUCUCCCGCUGUUCUUGCAAUGUGUGCAGUCUAGGUUGGGGAAGAAAAUCCAAUUAUUUUUGGAAAGUAUGGGAGGCCUAGUAAUUUUGACAGAGAUGGAUACUUUGCUUUGCAACCAGAUGCAUAAACAACAGCAACAAACCAAUACUCUGGGAAACUUUGGAAAAGGGCAAUGUUAACAGAAAGCCGCUUAUUAUUGCAUAACAUGAUUGGCAUGUUGCGUACCUAGCUUUUACCUUUUACCUUACCUAGUUAUGGCAGCUCUGUGCAUGAGAGUACCUAUUUUUACAUGAUAGAAAAUACUAUACCCAAACACAUUGAGUCUUGUUAGUGGGAGCCCUCCUGCGCCCCAGCUGAGCCAUAGAAAAAGGCUGUGUUGUCCCAGCCUGCUAGGUGCUGGGGUGAAACCGCCUCAGCUCUUGCGGCAAUUUCACCCAGGGCCUUGCAGGCUGAGGCCAAUGCAGCUUGUUUGGCUGGUGAUACACUGCCAUUGUUGUAAACAAAAAUUGCCCUUUUCCCUUAUGGGGUAUUCAAGAGCCCAUAUAGAGUCCUUACAUAGGUUCCCUAUUGGUAGGAGAAGAUAACAGAGGCCAACCAGAGAAUAUUGAGAAGCAAAGCAGCUAGUAAGCUUGAUCUUUAUGGAUCUGUUGCAACAGGGUGCUCCCCUCAACCGCAGGAGAGAGGAGGAACCCAGGAAAAUGGCGCGCAAGGCCUUAUAAAGACUUUUGAAAUCGCCACCCUUUAGAUCAAGACCACCCCCAGAAACAUCCUACAUACAUCACAGAAGGGGUGUAACCUAAGACCACCCCUCAGAUACAUCAUACCUACAUCACAGAAAAGUCGGUCUUAAAACAGAAAUUUGAAUGUUGUUUUUCUCCUGUCGUUGUUUAUCUCCUGUCUGGCAGGUUACUUGAUUGGAUUUCCUGGGCAGCCUGGCCAGUCUUUUGUAAUGAUAAAUACUUAGUUCCUGGGCCAUGUCACAGGCUCACACCCUAUUCAUAUCUUAAAUGUGCCCUUAAGACAGGAUUUGUGAGGAAAGAGACAAUGGGGAGGUUUCCCACUUUGACCUUGCAGAGAAAACAUUUGCUCAGUUUAGGAAUCAAAAUGGUUCCAGGUUGGUCUUCCUGUGCUGAUCUAUGUACAUGCUUGGUUAGUACAUUUAUGAACAUUUCCAUAUAUAUCUAAGACCAUAAAAUUCCUAUCACACCAUGUUGAAAUGCUGAAUAUGUUUGAAAUGUUUGAAGUGUUGAAUAUUGCCCAGCCCUAUAACACUCUUACUGUGAUGUGAACUGAGCCAGGGCUGCAUCUUCUUUUCUGUUGCAUCUGAUGAAGAUGCAGCUCUGUCCCAUGAAAGCUUAUGCUGCAAUAUAUAUGGUGCUUUUGUGCUGCUGCUCCUGCCCCCAAAUGAAGGAAUGUGUUCAAGUGAGUUAAUGGAAAACUCCCCAUGCCCUUGUUUUUUUAAGCAGGUGCCCCAUAAGAGCUUGGAACCUCAAAGACUGCGCUGUGGGCCAUAGUUUCAAGUGCCGUGUCAGCUCUUAGCUUCUCCUUAAUGCUAUAGGCUUCCUGCUGUUGUUUGUGACUCAGCAGAAUAUUGCUCUCAUUGUUAGGGGAAGUUAAAAUGCCUGUGUUCAAAUGCUGGUGGUGACCUUUCACUAAGCUGGUUCCACUGGUAUAAUCCGGAAUCCAAUAGUAGCACUUAACUGGCACAUUUCUGGUGACAACAGUGUUUCUAUAGACAGGCAUCAUUCUCUUUAAACUACAAGGAUUUGAGAGCAUUGCAGCCACUGUAGUCUGAUAGCUCUUCAGAUUAGUUUAUGUCCUAGCUUGGGUUUAUGCAUUGUGUAACAUUCUCAGCAAAGAAGCUUGAAGCAGCUAGGGGUAGUUGCCUGUGGACUGUGCAGCUAAUGUAGCAUAUUUUUAAUGUUCUCUGCUCUCCUUGGAGGCUUCCUUUAUCAUACUCUGGCCAAUUGAACAUGGGUCUGUUAAGUAUCUGCGAACAAUGUUUGUGAAAUUGUGGAGGAAAGAGUUUAAAAAGAAGGUGUCGAAAGCAUGCAUAAUACAAUAUCCAUUUCUGGAUACACACAUCAAGAGAGCUGCAAUUGUGUUGCAAAAAUGGGCUGAGCCAAACAUUUAUCAAAAUCAAAAUUAGGGGGUUGUAUCCAACAGGGCUUGCCCUACUUUCUUCUGUGUCCUCCUCCCUAUUUGCUCCAGAGCGUCUCCCAGCAUUUUGGAGCCAAUUUUGCGGGUGUGUGAGGGCAUCAGAGGAGACUGAGUUUCUUUGGAUUUAAACUGAUCUGGGGCUAUUUUUUACUCCCCUUCAACUAACUGCCUUUCCACUCAACCCAGAAACAGAGAGUUUUGUGGCCCUGUUAAAGUUUAAAAAGUGAAAGGAUUAUCCAGUGGAGUGGGCGGAAAUAUCCUCUUGGAAUCAGCAAUGAAAUUUAUAAAUUUAGCUGGUCUGCUUGUGUCCUUUCCACUUCACAGUGUAGGCUACACAGCCUUUUGUCAUCAUUCAUGCUUGGAAAAAUGUUGGGCCAUGACAGUAUGCUCUCCCACACUUUAUGUUCCUUGUGUUCAGAAUGAUUCACAAGUAGCAUUUUCUUGCCUGAAACAAGACAGGAAAUCAGUCUUGCUAUGACCUGCUGUCAUUCUGGAGUUUUCAUUUGAGCUCUCAAAGUCUGUGCAGCAACAGGAAAAAAGAGGCUAAUCCACAUAAUGAAAUAUUAGAAAAGAGAUUAAAAACAGACAGUAUCAUAAUGCUGUCUUAUAAAUCUGGGGAAUGCUGUCUCUCGAAUGCUGUGUAUACUUCUGAUGGUCCUAAUUAAUUAUGUUGGUUCUAAAUACUGUAUUUCUCACACCUGUCCAUUUUCCAUUGGGGUACCUUAUUACCAAUUUAUUUCCCCUUGAUGUUUGCAGUUCGGUAUAUAAAACUUACAAAGCUAUUCUUAUAGAAUUAUUUUUAUUCCUACCCUCACACAACACUUGACCUUCUGUUUUCAGUUUUCUAUUGUGUUAGACUCUCGAUAAAUAAAACUGCAGCGUGAGAGGCAGCUUCGUGCCCCCCACAUGGCAAUGCCAUAUAAUCACUGGCUUGCCUCUGCUUCAUAGCACUCCUGGAUUGCUCUUACCAAUGCAAUUUCUGUCAUCUGCCUAGCCUCCCCUUCGAAGCUAUCCUGUUAACUCCUUAACAAUAUAUAUCUAAGUUCCUCUUUUCUUGCAGAACUAUUGUUCAUGCCCUCUUCUUUUUGAGGGUGUUUGGUCUGUACUUGCCUUCUCUUUUCUCCUCCCAGCUGUGCCAGGCAGCCACUAGGCGGGUCUUGUUGUUUUCUGUCAUUGCAAUUCAGGCCCCUCCUGUGUCCUUGCAGCCUAGCCUUCAGAUGCCCUUGGUGGACAGAAGGCAUUUCUGCAUCCCAUGGAGUAGACAUGGGAAAUGUUGCAAUAGUGCGCCCUUUCACAUUCUUUCUUUUUAUUUUUUUAAAAACCAAACCCAAAACUUGGCUGUGGCCCUCGUUGAAAAACAAAAGUAUUAAAUUGUCACUUGAAAUAAUGAAGGGCCUUGCUAGAAGGAUAAAAGACAUGUAGAAACAAAGUUGCUGAAGUGAUCAAACUCUUGCUAUUCUUUCCUCCAGGCUACAUGUUUUUUGUAAUUUAUUGCAACUAAGCCUUUUUAACACCUUGCUUGGCAAGGAAGUCCACAAAUCACACAGUGUGAGGAGAGACUGUGCAAGGAACACAUUAUGUAAAUGUGCUGAAUUGAGUAACUAUUUGUGAGAGUUGUAUUCAUAUUUUACAUCAGUGGUUUUAGGGAAGCAUGUUGCUGAAGAACCCUAGAAGCUUUGGUUAUGUUAGGCAAAUAUUUAAACUAGGUUAAAAUGAUGGAGCUUUGCAUAACGAUGUGACAGUCUCUUUACAGCAGCCUUCCUCAACCUGGUGCCCAUCAGAUGUUUUGGGCUGCAACUCUCAUCAGCUCCAGCCAGCAUGGCCAGCAGUUAGACAUGAAGGGAGCUGUAGUUCGAAGCAUCUGGAGGGCAGGAUGUUAUGCUGCAUGAAUGUGUUGCUCUCUGCUGUCUUGACUUCUCAAUAAUUAGAGGACCCAAAUACUCCUAGAGUUGUGAUAAGUUGCGCACCCUGACCCCAACCCCUGAUCUGCGAAGAACAGCCCUGCAUAACAUUAUUGAUUGUUAAAUUUCACUGUGCUUCUGGCAGACGCAUUGCUGUUCUUUUCAUUAUUCUUAACUGCAGGGACAAAUAGUGAGCCAGAAACUUAAUUGUGUGACUGUAGAAGUGCAAAUAAGUUGGUACUUAAUCCAGUUUGGUGAAGCUCCUGCUAAUUCUCUGCAAACAAGGAGUAAAAUGGACUGGAUUCUCUGUACUCUGGCUGAUGAAAACUAAAUAUUCAGAAAAGAUUGUAAUGUUCUCUUUGAGUUGCAUUUCAUUAAAAAAUAUCAGUAGAGCUUUUGGAUUACACAGCUAAGUAAUUCAGGGAGGAAAUGCAAGUUGCUCUUGUGGGCAGCCAAAACUCUGUUCUUAGAGUGUAUUAAGUUAAUUGUAGAAAUAAUGUAAUAAUUAAACAAACAAUGCAUAAUUCAGUCUUGUCAGCAACUAUGAGGGCACUAAAGCGCUAGCUGCAGCUGUACCCUUCCAUAAUGCAGAAUCCUUGUAAAAUAAUUUUUUUAAGAUAGAUUGUGGUUUUUUCCCACCACCAUCCAGAGAUUAUACAUUGCCAUAUAUAUGUAUAUUGUGAGCUGCACUGAACCUCAGCCUUGUGUACUCCCCCCUCCCUGGCUGUGAGGAAGAGAUCAGAACCUUCUAGUUCCAUUUUAGUUUAACUACAGUUUAACAUUGCGUCCAAACACUAAGUUGUUGUUAAUCUUAAUCAAAGUUUGCUAAGACCGUUACUUAAUGGUUUGGAGUUGUCUUCUUUCAGCAAACCAUAAGUUAACGACAGUUUAUGUGGUUCUAGGUGGCAAGAUGUGGGUAAUCUUAAAGGGUGAUGGGGGCAGGGCUAGGAGCAUAUGAGUCCAGGGUUGCAGGUUCUGAAUAUUUUUACGGUGCAAAUACAUGCUUAGGAGGUGCAUGCCAUUUAUACACUUUAAAAUGGAAGAAUUGCAGGGGUAGAUGCUCUUUUUCUGCAUGGUCCCCCACCCGCUCCACCGUGGCUUGAAGACUAAAGGAACACUAUUCAUACCUGCAUUAAUGGCCUGUGACGCCUUGAAGUAAGGAUGAGAAAUGCGCUUGUAGCUGUGUAGUAAUUGUGCAUUAUGCUGUCGUGGCCCAGAAAUGUUUAAGGAUUGAUGUAGUACUUCCAGGUAGAAGAGCUCCUUUACAUUAUUUUAGGCUCUUUUUUAGUUGACUUUGUGACAUGACUGGGGGAAGUAAUUUAUUUUAUUUAUUAAAGUACUGUACAGUCGUACCUUGGAUCUCAUACACCUUGGCUCCUGAACAAAUCGGCUCCCAAACGGUCGAAACCUGGAAGUGAGUGUUCUGGUUUUCGAACGAUUUUCGGAAGCGGAAAGGCCGGAGCAGCUCCUGCAGCCAAUUGGAAACCAUGCCUUGGUUUUCAAAUGGUUCCAGAAGUCGAACAGACUCCCGGAACGCAUGCUGUUCGAGAACCAAGGUACGACUGUAUUUACAUACCACCUAUUUGGGAAUCUCAGGGCAGUUUAGAACAAGAUAAGAAAAUAUACUAACAUUAAAAUACAGUAAAAUAAACAGGCAUACAAUAAAAAUAUUGUUUCACGCCAUCCCAAUCCCCAAGCAUUGUAAGAUUCUGGGGGUUCCAGGUGCUUACCCAGAGUUCAUGUUUUGUUCAGAAUGAGACACAGUGGAGACUUGGUGUCUUUAUGAUAUAUGGUUUAUUUACAGAUAUAUACAACACACAUACACACAUGUAUAUGUACAUAUGUAUAUGCAUAUACGUACGUACACACACACCCCAAGGGAAAAUCCAUACCCACUGCCUUGUGGAACAUCUUUGGGAGAAAAAAACUAAGGAGUAAACCCUACACAGAUCCAUUUUAAUUUGUUGGAAGCUACCCAGAUAGGUUGGGGCAACCCAGUCAGCUGGGUGGCAUAUAAAUAAUGAAUUAUUACUAUUACCGCUACUACUAUUACUGCCACCAGCCUCUGCAGCCACAGCAGGUGUUGUGAUUCUUCAUUGGUUUGGCUUCAGCCCCAGAGGCGCACUCCAUUGUCUCUUGAGACAGGUGAUUGUCAACAAUACAAGCUGAUCCUAUGACUGAGGGGUUCACAGCAUUAACACCCUAAGAGGAUAUUGCUUCUCCCAUCACCACAGCCUUAGAUUCCAGGAGAAGUCAGACAUGGUGCACUCUCUCUAUCUCUCUUUCUCUGUGCCUUUCCAGAUUAUAGCUUUUGCUUCCAGAUCAUAGCUCACAUAAUUCAACAGUCAACUCUGGCCUUUUGUGUUUCUAACUCACAGACAGUUGAGGGAGAGAAGCCCAUGCACUUGCUCUCUGGCAUGGAGCCACUCCCUAUGUUCCCUUAAAGGACCCAUAUUUGGUGAGCCAUUAUCCCAGACCAGGCAAUACAUGGAUUAAUUUAACUAUUGUUGUUGGCAUCAGUCUGUCUUGAAAUACAAUGGAGUGUGCCUCUGGGGGUGAAGUCAGAUUGCUGCAUUAGCAACACCAUAGUGACCUCCCCAGGGCGGCAGCAUGGGCAGUGUGUGUUUGGAGGUCCUGGGCUGCCCAGACAAAAGACCCCUCUCUUGGCUUUGCUGAUGUGUUCCAAAGGAAAGUAGAGCAAUACGUUUGACACCAGCUGGGUUGCAGGAGUUGCAUUUAAGGCAUACAGUGGCACCUCGGGAUGCGAACGGGAUCCAUUCCAGAGCCCCAUUCGCAUCCUGAACAGAACGUAAGACACAACGGUGCGUGCGCGGGUCGCAUUUUGCCACUUCCAUACAUGCGCGUGGCGGCAUUUUGAGCAUUUGCGCAUGCGCAAGAGGCAAAACCCGGAAGUAACGCGCUCUGUUACUUCUGGGUUGCCGCGGAGCGCAACCCGAAAGCGCUCAACCUGAAGCACAUUCAACCCGAGGUAUGACUGUAUAAGGCACUAUCAAACCAUUUUAGGGUUCCUUCACAGAUUAAUAUCUUCAUAGGUUUUCUUUUAAAAAAAACUUCCUAGAAAACCCUGUAAACCAGUUAGAGGUGCUUGCAGCUUUCUCUUAUCUGCGUCAGUCAUUGAAAUGAAAUAUGUACUGUAAUGUAAUUUUUCUUUCCGGAAGCAAUACCUGUUUAGGUUAGCUACAGUUAACCACCUGCACCACCACUUUUCUCUUAUGCAGAGCUACAUCUAUAGAGUAUAGUACGUUAUUGGCUGUUUUAUUUCAUGAGUGCGCGCUCUCUCUCUCUCUCUCUCUCUCUUUUCCCCACCUUCUUAGUACGGUUUCAGAAAAUGAACAGCUAUAAAGGCCUUGUGAUUUUCAAAUCACAUGUAAUAGCUUCAUGUGUGGGAUUAUAGAGGAUGAUAGGAUUUUCAAUUACUGUGUCUCGUGGGAGCUCUGAGGCAAACUGGAGAAGGUUUUUGAAAAGUUAAUCAGGGCUUGAGUAAUUCACUUGAGGCUAUGCUAUUGCAAGUCACAUUUGUGUGUCAACUGGGCUACAAGAUGAAGAUGCAAAAUAACAUCUUCGUUAUGUACUAGAGAGGCUGGUGCUUUGAGCAGAGCAGUGGCCAGGAAAAUUUCAAAUACUUGCCAUGUUGCUGAGUGAUGAUGCAGAGUUAUUCUUCUGAAGAAAAGAAUGGCAUGUUCUGACACCUUAACUCUCUUCAGCUCAAUUUGUAUUCUGUACCACAUAGGUACUAGUCAAAGGUUGUGUCAUACACCACCAAUUGUUUAAUUAUAUAUUGGAGAUUAGAUUAUACUAUUGUUCUGUUAGAUUAUACUGUUAGAUUCUCCUGUCUGUAAAAAGUCAUUAAGUCAUCUGUCUUGUAAGAAAGUAAAAUUAUGAAGCACAUCUUUAAAGUACAUUAUUAAAAAAAGAAUCUGUAAAGUAUUGGGUAUUCUUGUUGCUAGCAGCUUCAUGUGGUAUUUUAGCUUUGUGGCAUUCUUGUAAGUUAAUUAGUGACUUGCCCAAUCCCACUUCAAGAAUCAGUGGACUGGGUUUCCUACAUCCUAACUGAACACUCCUCUCUCUGUCACACGUUUGAUAUCUACAGAUUUCCCUGUUUGAAAAAGUGAGUUUUGAUAAAUUAAAAAAACCUGACAAUUGGUGUUUGCUAUUUAAUUUCAGGAGUGGUAUUCUAGGCCAAGGAACAAUAACAGCUGGACUUAGCUUUGCCUUAUUAAGGGCAUCCUUUGUUGCUAGGCCUAACUUGACUACCUUAAUACAGUAUAGACUAUGUAAUGCAGCUCAUGGUUUGUGAUUGUUUGUGUAGAAAGGAUACAGUUUCUGGGCCUCCAGAGCUUGGUAGUAUAUGCAAUAACUUCUCCUUCCUUUUGAAGAAUAAAUACUUUUUUUCCAAGUUGCAUGCAGGUAGGAAGGAAUUGUUGUUUCUUUAAGAGUCAUGACUUUGACUUUUGUAGGACAAAUGGAUAAAGUUAUGGAAACUUUGGUGCGUACAUAGCAAAUGUCUCUCUCCUAAUGAGCAAUCAGAAUUUCUCCAGAUUGGAGGAUUUGGAAUUGUUUGAGAAAUGAAGUGAAAGCUUUUUGUUAUUUUGAACUCCCUGAUGAAUUGGGGUUGGCACAGAUCAAUGAAAUGGGUUUGCAUGACACAGAAUAUCCUUUUCAAAUUAUCCAAAGCAAGCAAGUUAGAAAUUCAUUUUUGAAAAGCUGCUCUGGGGUGGGUGGAGAAACCACAUUAAUUUGCAGCUUUAACUAAAUGGUGUCGCACCUGUUUCAUCCAGUGUUUUGAAAUUACUAACUUUGGUUUCUAACAGGAUCUUGUGAAAACUAUUCUGGGUGUAUUCACUGGGUGUUGCAAGAAAGAAGCAAAUCAGAUAUAGCAGUGUACCAGAUGAGAACUAUUUUCAUCAGUCAGGAAAGGCAGGCAAGGAAGGAUGGGUCUAUCAGUGGCUAUUAACCAUAACAACAAAAUGGAACUUCAAUUUUCAGACGCAUGCAACAGGAGUGAGUGAGGUCAAGGAAAAAUCCUGGCAGGACGUAUAGAAGUCCUGGCUCCAGCUUGCUGGAAGCACCACAAAAGACCUUGUUUUGUUUCUUAUCCUAGAACUGGCAUUGCCUUUUCUUAAUGCUCUAUAAAUUCUCUAAUAAUAAUAAUAAUAAUAAGUAGUAGUAGUAGUAGUAGUUAUGGUAUCUCCCCCUGGAAAGCUGGAAUUCUGUAGAUUCUACAUAUGCCACUGGAUUAGGUGGUGGAGGGCUGUGUUGUAGCUAUGUAGAUUUCAAUUCCCCAGGCAAUAUGGUGCCCCAUGACUCAGACCCAUAGGAGAAAUGUCGCUUGAGGGAUUAUAUUGCUUGAGGGAUUAUAAUUUAAAUGCAAACAACUGGUGGUCUUCAGAGCAUUUCUCUGAGGGAUAUGAUGCAGUCUGCCAGUCACCAGAUAUUCAGUCAGAGGAGAAGAUAAAAGAUGAUCUGAUGCCAUUCCCUCCAGCAAAGAGCAAUCCUGUGGUUUUCCUAUUGUAGAUGGGAAUGCACUAGCCCCCAUCAAGCAGGGCCAUGGGAUUGCUUGGAAUACAGGAAGCUGACUGAUACAGUUUCAAACCUCUAGCCCAUCUAGUUCAGCAUUGUCAGCACUGACUGGCAGUGCCUAGCCAUGGUUUCUAGAUGGAGUCUUUCCCACUUUUACCUGGAGGUGUCAGAGAUUGAAGUGGGAUAUGCAAAGUAUGUGCUCUGCCAUUCUGCUAGGAUCCUUAAGAUAUGAAAUGGACUGAGGCAGAAAUAAUGCUUUUUAAUCCAAUUUAUUUGCAUUCUAUUUUCUCCUGUCAAGCCGUUUGAAUUCCAAGAUGCAUUGGAAACAGCUGCUCGGGCAGAAGGUCUUCCAUUAGAUGUCCCAACAAAUUCUCACUUGGGCGUAUUGGAUAAGGGCCACCACAGAGGAAAAUAUCACCAUGGCUUGAACUUGAUGAAACCUAUCCGGACUACUUCAAAGUAAGACUUUGUGUAUUAAACUACAGACACAGCUGACAUGAAAAUAGAAGUGUUUACAGGUGAUAGAAGCAUGCUUGUUGGAAAAAUAGCAACUUUGAUUUUAAAAAGUGAGUUCCCACUCAUACAGACAGCUAAGCUUUCUAAGAAAAAGUGGCAGCCACCAUCUUGAAUAAUUAAAUGUCUUAUUUUAUUUCUGAAAGCUGUAGUGUGUUUCAUGCUUUUGGUUUUGUUAUAAUAUCUCUUCUCCUCUAAUUAUAGACAUCGACAUCCAAUAGACAAUGCCGGACUUUUCUCCUAUUUGACAUUCUCUUGGCUUACUCCUCUGGCACGAACAGCCUAUAAGAAAGGAGAACUGUUCACAGAAGAUGUAUGGUCCUUAUCAACCCAUGAGUCAUCAGAGGUUAACUGCAGAAGGUAUGUUUUUGCUAUGUUGUCUCUAAAAAGGUUUGCCUUCCUUGGGAUAGCCUACUGUAAGAUGUUGUGUCAGGUGGUGAUUGAAGGCUGUUCUGACUACUUCUUUCUGGAAAUUUCUCCCAUCUGUUUUCUUUGUCUUUUUCCUCGCCUUCAGAAAUGAACUGAAGACCAUUUUGUGUGUGUGUCCUAAUUAAGGGCUAUGCCAGUGGCUCCCCUUUGGAUCUUCUUCUUUCUCCUUCUUUCUCUAUUAAAUAUUUCCCAUUUAGUUCAUGUUAUUUGAUGUUGAAGAAAAUGGAGAUGAGACUCCUUACAUCUGUAUUUUGUGUUGUUCCAGGCUGGAAAGAUUGUGGCAGCGAGAACUGCAGGAACGUGGGCCAGAUGAUGCCUCUCUCCGAAGGGUCGUAUGGGUCUUCUGUCGCACUAGGCUCAUCAUUUCCAUAGUGUGCUUGAUGGUCACACAACUUGCUGGCUUCAGUGGACCAGUAAGUACUAUCCACCCUUUGUCUAACAUCCAGAGUGGGCUCCAUCCCAUGGCCAGUGCUAAUGUAUUCCAAGUUCUUGCAGAGGAUCUUCGAAAUGUUUUGAUUAGAUAGAAAUAUGCCUUGCAGUUUGCAGAAAAUGAAUAAGUCUUUUCAGAAUGCUACGGGAAUCUUAAAGCUUUCAAACUGUUCUGUGUGUAUGUGGCGGUUUUUAUUGUUUGUACCAGGUGGCUGGAUACGGGAGGGUGAUGAAUUUUGGGAGAAAGCAGCAAAGCAGUCCUUUGUUAGGUCACUUGCUUUGAGUGCUCUCUGCAAGAAAUGGAAUGGAGUGCUGGUACUAAAUCACUUCUUAAGAUCUGUAGGAAACAGGGCUCAGAGGAUUCUCCAGAGCUAGUGUUGUUCGACUUCUUUGAAAAGGCAGUCGGGUAGGUUAUCCUUCUGGUGGCAUGAUUGGAAGACUGUAGCUGCUACUUGUAGGUGGUAAUGAAGAUGGAGCAUGUAGGACUUGACAUUCACAGCAUUUUUUUUUGUCGCCUGUUUGUUGCACGUGCUGUGCAAGAUUUACUCUUUAACAUCUUGACUAAAUCUAUUCUCUACAAAUUUCCCUUGAGGAGUAGGAGCAGUGUUAUUGCUUGUAGUACACAUUUCAGUGUGCUGUUAAGCGGGAUGGUUCAAUGCUUGGGUAAGUACAGCUGAGGUUAAUGUUAAAAACAGUCUUGUCUUUUGUCUCUCUCUUUUUAAAAAUUUCCAAACCCCACGCAUUUUCUUAAAUCUCGAAAGUUUUCUUGUGUUCCUUGUUAAGAAGGGAGUAAGUAGUUUUUCUUGGUUUUCUUUGUUCUGUUUUGUUUGUUAAUAGCUGGUGGUGGAACUUUGAAUCACUUGCAAGUGGCUUUAUUUGAUAAUGCUUUUAAUUGCCAGUAAGAAUGAGGUUUAAUCAGAACAAGCUUCCCCCAAGAAGAGCUUCUGUCAUUGUUUCACUACAGGGCCCUGUGGAUGCUCUUACCUCUAGCAUAGAGUCGGUAGCAGAGUUGUCCCUUAUGUCUUUGGACUACAUGAUUCCAAUCUAUCGAACCCAAACUGCAAGACAGGAAGAAACUGAAUAGAAUAGCUCCCGUUGCUCGGUCCCAGCGCCUGCCAACCUAGCAGUUCGAAAGCACCCCCGGGUGCAAGUAGAUAAAUAGGGACCGCUUACUAGCGGGAAGGUAAACGGCGUUUCCGUGUGCUGCGCUGGCUCUCCAGAUGCAGCUUGUCACGCUGGCCACGUGACCCGGAAGUGUCUUCGGACAGCGCUGGCCCCCGGCCUUUUAAGCGAGAUGGGCGCGCAACCCCAGAGUCUGACACGACUGGCCCGUACGGGCAGGGGUACCUUUACCUUUACCUAAUCUGUGCACAUCCUCCAUUACUCAGUAACCUAUGUUCUCUGAAUGAAGAACUCUAUUAAUUGACUUUGUUGUCUGGAACAAGAGAGGAAUCCUUACUACCUCACUACUUUGAAACCUAAUUGCUGUUCAUGCUGAAAUAUCAGUGUUUUUUGUUUUUAAAUCUUUUCAUGUGAGAGUGGUGCUUGAAAACAGAACACCCAAAUUACCCUUUUGUAUUGCUAAGUAAAGAUGAGCCAUUUUUGCAAAUUGCCAUUCUCAGGAGUAAACAUGGUAUGCUAAUGGGAAGCAGCAGUUCUUAAAAUUCUUAAACAUAGAGGUGUUACUGUCCAUAAGUUCCUUGUAUAUCCAAAUGUGCAAUAGUCUGCCCCCUCCCCCUUUAAAGUAUAUUUUGUAAAAAUUUCUUUCCUGGCACUGUUUUCAGACUCAUGUUAACCCUUCAUCCAGUUGAGACAACAUGGGUUUGUCUAAUGCCUGUAGAGCUCAGAAUGAGAUGUAACUUUUAAAAAUAUGUUCUAUUGUGGGGGCUGCUAAGCAUUUCAUGUUCAGGUUUGCUCAGUCCUGCCAAAGGUAUUAAAUUUGGGUUUGGAUGAUGCUCAGAAGCAGUUUUUACUCUUUGGAAGAACAGCAAAAGUUCCUGCUGCAGUGAAGUGCAGUUUGAGUCCUCAUUUAGUUUUUGAAGAAGGUGUAUUGUGGGGUGUGGGGAGGGGGGUUGGUUGGAACGGGGAGCUAUUUGAGGUAAGCCUCCAACUCUUCCAGUUCAACUCCAGCCACAGCUUCCUUUGUGCUGUAAAAGCUGGAUGCAGCUGGGGGGGAUUUUUCUCUGUAGUGGAACCAAUGACAGAAGCUGUUCUUUAGAAUUUCCAGGAUGGCUGUAUUCUGCGAUCAGAAUGAGACAGUCAAGCUGGGCAGAAUCCAACGCCAAGAUGAAAGGUAAGGUGACGUUUAUUCAUGGGAAUGCUUAAGAUAGUCAGGCAGCUAAGGGCAGCUAUUUCCAUGAUAGUUUUCAGAAGUAAUUUCCCAUACCUCUGCUAGUUUUGGUAGCUAUAAUUUUUGUACAGUUUUAUAUGAUGGUAUUCUCUUCAUUGCUUUAACCAAAAACAAUGUUAUAAGAUUGAAAAUGUUGUCAUUUUCCCUCUUAAUAUUGCUAUAACAACUUCCUUCAAAUCUUAAAAAAGUGUAAGCAACAUUUCUUAUUCUACACUGGAGUUUCUGAUUUCGUGUGCAAUAAAAAGGAACACUCUAAAUUAGAGAAGAAGAGAAUUCCUUCUGAUGUUGCACAUGCUCUGCUAGAGACUUUUUUCCCUGUACCACACCUGUCAGUGUGUUGUAAGGUUUUGGCUCAGGAGUUAUUGGCUCUUCCACUGACUCAGCUGCCUUUGUAGGAUUGAAUGCUAGGAAAGAACCAAAUACCUUCUUGCUUAAGUAACACCAAACCAGCUGCAUAGCCUGCUAUGUCUUGAACAUGAAGGAUGUAAAGCAAGGCCAAUGGAGGAGAAAGCCGGCUUACAUAACCUUGAAACAUGAGCUGUUGCACUUUGAUCAGGAAUUUGUAUAAGGCUCUCUUUUUGUGCUUUUAAUGGUCACUUUGGGAACAUGAUGGACACCUGGCUCUUAACAUGUGCACAUGGAAGUGCAUGGGAGAAAUGCUAUACAGUUGAGUUCUCGAUUAUGACAUUCAGAGUUGACUACCUCAGGACUCACGUGCUUGUUCUGCCUCCAUUUUUUAAUCUGUCACUUGAUGCUGGGCUUUAGCAGCUAUUACCUUUGCUUGAAGCAGUGUGCGUUCGUUUCCCAUCCAUUCUUGUGUUGCACAGAACUCUGAUUUGCAAACCUUAGUUUAGUCAAGAGGACUUCCUGCGGACUCUGAAAGCCUUCCCAAACCGCUGCCUUGGUUUCAGAUUUUUGUGGUUGGCAAAGGUACUUCAGCUCUGAUUAAAGAACCCUAAACACCAGCAUCUGUAGGCAUCGUUGAAAAAGUCCGACUGGGAAGCCUUAUUGUAGUAGAGCUCUGUUAAACCAAUCACGAAAGCCCACCUGGCCUUGGAAGUCUUCCUGACUAGCCGCACAAGUUUCGCUAUUCCUCGGACUUUGUGAACAAAUACUGGCUCUGCUUUUUCAUGUAUCGUUUAAAUUCUGUGUGUACGUGAAGUUUUAACUUGGUUUUGUGUCGGAAGCCAGACUGUAUGUUGGAUUCAGGCCUUGUAUAACUUUUCCUUGUGUGUGCAGAUUUGUAUGUUUUCCACAGCACCUUUCUUUUCUUUUCUUUUGUACAGUGUUUGUGAGAUGUUUUUAUCCAUUUUAAUAUGGUGGUACUUUACAAAAUAAUAAUAAAGUUACUGCUUCCAUUUAUUAGUACUUAAUAUUGCGAUGAACGUGAGUUGUGUACUGCACUGUGCCCCUUGGUCAACACACGCGAUGGGGGACUCGUGCUUUGGUGCUGUUUCCCUCUCUCUUUGCAGGUGGUGUUUGAAAUGUGAUUGCCGAGGUAAAAUUGUUUUUGUCUUUUGAGGGGGGAGGCCGGGGUGGAGUGGGAGAAGGGUUGCGUUUUUUUUUAAAUUGUUGCUAUCGCCUUUUUUAUUUUCUUGCUUGUCCUUUUCUUUACUAUUAAACUGCUGAUGUUUAUUUUCAGGAAUGUUUUGCAAAAUGUCCUUCUCACACUCUUCCCCAGUUCAACUGUAGGUACAUUUGUUCCUUUUUAUCAAAUAAGCACGUUUGAAACAAAGAAAUAAAACAGGUCUUAAUGUCAUGUGUAUAUCUUUUAUUUUUUAUUUUUAAAAAAGAUGUGCUCAGUUUUUGCAUAAGUACAGAUUACUAUAAAGAAUAUGAUGAUGGAUUGCUUUCAGCUAACUGACAGAUUUAUGUUAAGUUAGAUUACCUCAAGGAGCAGGAUUUUCUUAUAAACCAUUGAAAAAUUCCAAAUUAUUUCACUUGCGGAAUUUUAACUUUACUGCUUGUUUUCAGCAUGGAUUAUUUAAUAGCUGUGGUUCCAAAGACUUCCAAUCAACAAUACAUGUUUCUUACUGGAAAUGAAGUAGCUCCUUAUUUCUAACUUAACAUAAAACAAUUAAAUGGUUCCUCUGGCACAUUGAGGUGUUCAUGCAUGUUUGCAUUUCUCCCUGUAGGCCUUUGUUGUGAAACACCUCCUUGAAUACACGCAGCAAACGGAGCCCAAUCUGCAGUACAGCCUCUUGUUAGUUUUUGGCCUCUUAAUGACAGAGAUAGUGCGCUCCUGGUCCUUGGCUUUAACCUGGGCUUUAAAUUACCGCACUGGGGUCAGACUGCGCGGAGCUAUCCUUACCAUGGCUUUUAAGAAAAUACUCAAGCUGAAAAAUAUCAAGGAAAAGUCUUUGGGAGAGGUAAGCUGAAAUGCAUCCUUUUGCCAUUGCAAAAAACAAAAAUACCUGGGGGCGGGUGGUGUGGGGAUGCCCCCACAUACUCAGAGUAACCUGCAGUUCGAGUCAAGCAGAUGCAACCCCCAGCUAGACAGUUAACUCAGGCAAGCAGUUUAUGCAGAGGGCUCUGUGUGUUCCCCUCCAUAGCCUUAACCUGUCCCAAGUGCCUUCUGAUAACAUGCUGUUUAGUCAUUAUCUGAACUAGUCCUGGUUAAAGUAAAGCCAGGAAGAAUAACAAGACUUCUGAAGGUGGGAAGCAAAAAUGAUCCUCUGUGCUUGCUUCAAGGAGUGUUUAUCUGCAAGUGCCUUUGCUCUUGCAUUUCAUCUUAAUUGGCUUGGCGUGGGGUAGGGGCAGACUUACCUGGAAGGCCAGCAUCACCCAUAUGAAUCUCUCCAAGCUAUACGGUUGGCCCUUCCUGGCCAUACAAUUGAUGGAUAUCAAGUGCAGGGCUUCUUCUGCAGUGGUACUCAAAUGUGGAAUUCCCUUGCUGGGGAGUUUUCUUUCCGCACCUUUGGAUCUGAAUAGUCAUUUGGAGUUUCUUUCUUGCCGUAUUGCUCCAUAGCUGCCUUUUAGUGUUCAAUUUUAUUGACUGGUAAUUUUUUUAAAAAACAAAAUGAAUUUUUUAAAAAAUGAUAUUUAUUAAAGUUUCAAAAAAGGUUACAGAAAUAGAAAAAAGAAAAUAGUUUCAUCUAAGGCAGCUAUGCUUACCACUUAAAUGAAUUAAAUUGUUGUACACUGCUUUGAAUGCACAUGUGCAGAAAAGCUACCUGUAAAUAAUAGGAGUUAAAUCUUCUGAGGAUUAUGUGCGUCUCUUCUCCCUGGUCAUCUUUCAUUUCCAUUGUGUUUCAGCUCAUAAACAUGUGUUCUAAUGAUGGACAGAGAAUGUAUGAGGCGACAGCAGUGGGUAGCUUGUUGGCUGGAGGUCCUAUCGUUGCUAUUCUUGGCAUGGUUUAUAACGUCAUCAUACUGGGACCAACAGGUUUUUUGGGAUCAGCAGUCUUCAUUCUCUUCUACCCAGCAAUGGUGAGUAGGUGCCUAUCUGCCUAUGAGCUGAAGGUGUAUUUAGGAAGGAAAGGUCAGAAAGUCUGCUUCAAUCAAAUGUGAUGCAUUUUUUUAUAUGAGUAGCACUUCCUUUGUGUAAAGGAAAAAGCGUGUCAGCUGCAUGUUGGUGGUCGCAUAUGAAGGUCAAACACUGAUCUUCUUUGCUAGAUGAUACACAGAAAUAAGGAUCAAUUACAGUUGUGGUAAAUCUGCAAAGAAGUCAACCACACAAAUAGAUAAGGCUCCCAAUGCUUUUUGAUGAAACUAUUUAGGGAAAUUUCUGUAAAGUCUAAAAACAUACAUUUUUAAAAAAAUACUCCAUGUAAUAUAUUUAGUAAAUACACACUAUAUAAUGUUAAUCAUAUUGCACACAGUACAUCACAUACAAUAUCUUAACAGUGUUUUAAAACUACUACAAUGACUGACAUAUAAAAACGUAACCCAAAAUUGUUUUCUAAAAAAACCCAGUCUUCUGAAUAAUAUUACUGCAUUUAAAAAGUUGUAGCUUUAAGCAAGAGAAAUGAAAUGUGGUUUGUUCGUGGCAGACUUUGUUAUUUCCUUUUAAUGCUCCCUGCCACUUAUCCAGUGUCUGGAUGCUUUCAGAUAGCCUUCCUUCUUGGGCAGCAAGACCCCUAGAGAUGAGAAAACCACCAUUAAGUCACCUUGCACAGCCCUGGUGAACUUCGAUUAAUAUGUGUUGUUUGUUGUUAAAGGUGAUCCUACUGUGUCUGCUCUUGGGUUUUAUGGUGCCUCUUUUCAUUGCAGAUGUUUGCAUCCCGCCUCACAGCUUAUUUCAGAAGGCAGUGUGUGUCUGUAACCGAUGAGCGUGUCCAGAAAAUGAAUGAAGUUCUUAAUUACAUUAAGUUCAUUAAAAUGUAUGCCUGGGUCAAAGCCUUCUCUCAGAAUGUUCAAAGUGAGUGUCAGUUUCCUUUCUCUCCACCUCCCAACAAUUUGGCAAGAAAGAGACCUUGCUAGAUCAUUUAGCACUCUGCUUCGGCUGAAACCUGGUCAUGACACUGGAAACUUCUUUCUCACUGUUGUUGAACUUGUAUGGCUGCUUGUAAUGUGAGAGCCAAUCUGCAUUCAUGCUUGGGAUUGCUAGUCUUAAAAAUGACGCGCUCCAGUGCUGGGCAUUUUAAAACCUAAAACAUAGGCAUAUUAUUUGUCUUUGGUAUUAGUACUUAUCUAUAUCAUCAUUUUGUUCCACGGUAAGUUUAGUUCUGGAACAUAUCUGUGAUGUCAUGACUGAAAGUUCUCUAACUAACAUGGAGAGCUUCAUGCAUGUGCUGCGUGUUCUGCUUGUCUCAUGUGUUUUGCGGUUGUGUUCUCUAUUCUCAGAAAUCAGAGAGGAAGAACGCAAAAUCUUGGAACGCGUUGGAUAUGUCCAGAGCAUCACUGUAGGAGUGGCUCCCAUAGUUGUAGUCAUUGCCAGUGUGGUGACCUUCUCUGUUCAUAUGAUCCUUGGCUAUGAUCUAACAGCGGCUCAGGUAAUGUUAACUUCAGACAUGGGAAUGGGCAGGCUGGGUGGCUGAAAUCAUCCUUUACCUGCUUCUGGUCUGCGACGCUUCUUCCCAUUGCCAUUACAUUGGGUGGAGAGAGCUUUCCUCCACCUUGGUAGUUGAAAAAUCGGGGGUGAACAAAUAAAAGCAAUAAUUACCAACUUUAGAAUCCAACUUCUCCUAUCCUCAAGGGCCUUGACAAAAUUGUCUCCACCUGUCAGUGGAAUGUCAGCAGUGUGGGUGCACAAAGCACUUCAAAGGGGAGGUUAUUUCACAGGGACGGGGCCACCACAGAAAAGGCCCUCACACGCACUUCUCUCUUUCUUCCCCCCCUUCAUUAGGGGCUGGGGCUACAAGCAGGGUUUCUUUUGCUGAUGUUAAUGCUCAAGCAGGCUGAUACAGGAGGAGGCAUCCUUUUAAAUAUUGUGCUAAAAUUAUUCCAUUUGUGUUUCAGGCUUUUACUGUGGUUACAGUAUUCAACUCAAUGACCUUUGCUCUGAAAGUCACACCUUUUUCUGUGAAGUCUCUUUCUGAAGCAUCUGUUGCAGCCGACAGAUUUAAGGUGAGCAGUCGCAACCUUGCUACUUUAGCUCCUUUCAGCCCAAGAAGGGUGUGAUGUAGACAUUAUUGACUUCUCUUGAAAUUGCAAGAUUGGCCAUUUUACUGUAAUAUACUGACUCAAAUCUUAAAGUAUGCACUUACCUCCAUUGUAAAAAGUGAGUGUAGGAUUGCAUCCUUCUUAAGCAUAAGCCUGUUGAGAAACAUGGACAGCAUGUCAUACAUGCAUUUUCAAAUGUGAGGAUUUCAGGCUACUGUAAGGAAUAUAGGUAACCAUAAUAGUUUAUAGUAUCAGUUGGUUGCUUAGAACAGUGACUUUCAAUCUUCAGAAAACCAUAUCUGUUUCUUCUGUGGAAUCCCUGUGAGUUGCAGGAGAUUCUGUGGCUUAUUUUAGGAUGUUCAGUCCUUUGCAGUAGAGAGCUGUCCGGGCUGCUAGACCUCACCAUUGUCCUGUGUGUGUUGAGAGUGCAUAUCAGAACACAGCCAGGAUGCACAUUGCAGCUUGGAUAUACUACACCCUCCCCUUUUUCUCUGGGCUUCUAGGAGUUUUUGGCUGGAGCCCAGCUCUUUCCCCAAAGCCAAAGCCAUUUUACAUAUGUAUGUAUAUAUACAUUUUAUAUGCAUAAAUGGCUCUUGGAUCUUUAAGCUACUGCCACUUGAACAUUCAGAAAUUCCUCAAGCAAGCUAGCGAUUUAGCCCAUUUUAAUCAUUUUUAAUUAUUUGAGAGAGCAGCAGCAGAAUCAUUACAAAAAGAUACAAAGAGGAAUCAACUGAGUUUUGCUCAGAGUAGAGUAGACCUAAUUUAGUAGUCCAGUGCAAUUCCCAUAAUUAUUUCUGGGUAGGAAUUGGUAUCUGAGGGAAAGGUGCAUAUUGUUUGGAAAUAGCGGUUUAACUAACUGGAAACUGCUUGGUUUUCAUUUGAUUUUUCUGUGCUAAACUGUUUGACAGAUGUUGUGGAACCUAAGAAUAUAUGAGUAUAUGGAUGUGGUGGAAAACAUGAUAAAGAGCCUCUGUACUAUCCUCAGAGUUUCUUGUAACUUGUCAAAUUCUUAGGCAACUGAAUUUUGUGCAGGGAAUUCAGCCCCCCCCCGAACACUGGCUAAGAAACAUUUUGCAUCCCUAAGUCUUGUGGGAUUUCUAAUGAGCAAACCUUUCCUCUGCUUCCUCUUGUCACUCUAUGUCAUCCUCCAAACCCUGAAAUGCAAGAUGAAUGGGGGGGACGGACGGACGAUAUUGAACCUAACCAUAUUUGUGUCCAGAGAAUGGUGACUCUCUCUGCAGAAGACUCUCUGUCUGAGAACCGCCACAUUCAUGGCUAGCCAGGCCCUUUUGUGGACCUGGAGUUAGUUUUCACUAAUGAGCUACCUUUUGCUCUUCAGCUUCCUUCCACUGUAUAGCCUGAUGUGUGUUGCUGCGUGAGUGUGCCGUAGGCUUGUCCCCUUCCAGUCUUGACCAGGUGUCUCAUCUUUGCACCUCUCUCACAACUCCUAUCAGAGUUUGUUUCUAAUGGAAGAGGUUCAUAUGGUAAGGAAAAAACCAGCCAACCCACACACCGCCAUAGAGGUGAAAAAUGCCACCUUGGCAUGGGAAUCCUCCCAUGCCAGUGUCCAGAGCUCCCCAAAGAUGACUCCUAAAAUGAAAAAAGACAAGAAAGAGAAGGGCAAGAAAGAGAAGAUGAAGUUGCAGCAACGCGAGGGACAGCAGGCGAUGCUAGCUGAGCAGAAGGGUCAACUCUUAGUGGACAGCGACGACCCGCCAAGCCCGGAGGAGGAGAACAAAAAUGUCCAUCUAGCAAGUGUCCGGCUGCAGAGGGUUCUUUACAAUGUUGACCUGGAAAUCGAGAAGGUGAGGAAUCAAAAGUCUCUCUCCUUUGCAUCAGAACUUAAAAGGCUGUGUUUUGUGUUUGCGGCAAAUACAGUUUCAGUACAUCAGUGCAAUAAUACACGUAUUAAGUCAUGAAAAGAGGGUCAGGCAUGCUACAGAGCUGUGACCUACUAUAUAGCCCCACAGGAAGGGUCCAUGUGAGUGCUCCUAUAGGUUUUCACACAUAAACACCAGUGCUGUGUAUAAUAAGCGAAAGGCUAAAGUGACUUCCCUUCAACACAGUGUGGAGCCAGUGGCAUAGUGGUUAAGGUGUUAGACCUAGGACCCGGGAGACCAGGGUUCAAAUCCUCACUUGGCCAUGAAGCUGACUGGGUGACCUUAGGCCAGCCGCUCACUCUCAGCCUAACCUACCUCACAGGGGUUGUUGUGAGGAUAAAAUGGGGAGGAGGGGAACUAGAUGUGCCACCCUGAACUUAUUGAAGGAAAGGUGGAAUAUAAGUGUAUCUAAAUAAAAAUUUAAAAUGCAAAAACUGAUGCUGCAGUCCUGUGUAUGCUUACAUGGGAGUAAUCACCAAUGUGCAUAGAAUUGUGCUGGUCGUUGCUUUGAGUUUACUAUAGUUUUAGUUUUGUGGAAGUUGUUUUGUGGCAAGUAAGUCCAGAAGAUAUUGGCAACUUCCUGGCAAGGGAACUGAUGUGAGACUAAAAAUACUAAUGCUGAGGGCAGCCUUCUCCGGUACUACAGAUUUCUUGCCUCCUUCCCUCCCCCCCUCCCAAUUGUAUAAUCUAAUAUUGCCAGUGAUUCCUCUCCCCACCCCUUGCACUUGUUAAGAUUGCUUCCUGCCAUGAAAUACUAUUUCUGUUAGAAUAACAUUUCUUUUUACGGUCUAAUCUAGGGGAAACUUGUUGGCAUUUGUGGCAGCGUGGGGAGUGGGAAAACCUCGUUCAUUUCAGCCAUUUUAGGGCAGGUGAGAAACAAUCUCAUGUUUUCUUAUUUUUUCACACUGUCUGUUUUGCUGGCUCUGUUUGCAUUCUGCCUGUGAGAGGAGCACAAUAUCUGUGCCACCAGCAGUUGCAUUUUGCUCAAUGUACCUUUAGUCCACCUUUAUCAGACCUCAGACUUGGAUCAUAAACAACAAGUGAGGCAUGCUUAAGAUCUUAAAAAGUUUUAAAUAGCUAUGCAUGCUGAACUUGAAACAAGCUAUGCUUUUUUUGUGCUUGAGAGGUUGAGCAGGGCAGGGGGGGAGUAUAAGAGGAAAGGAAGGAGGGAAAACCUUUCCCAUACAGAUGUGGAAUGGUAUCAUUUCUCGACUUUCUUCUGCUUGUUUCAGAUGACUCUGCUGGAAGGCAGCAUUUCUGUGGAUGGAACAUUUGCUUACGCAGCCCAGCAGGCCUGGAUUCUCAAUGCAACACUUAGAGACAAUAUCCUCUUUGGGAAGGAGUUUGAAGAAGAAAGGUUUGUAAGCUGUAGUGAUAUACUGACAAAUUGCAAGUGCUCAGUCUGGUCCAGCUUGGUGUGUGUUUAAAAAAAGAUACUCCAUAUGUCCCUUUAUUUCCGUACUAUCAUUGCAUGCCUUCUGAAGCAGUUUUGUAAUAUGUACUGCCUGCCUUAGUCUGAUUAAAAGUUUGCAAUUUCUGGCCUUUGGUUUCUUUGGUAUAUUUGCUCCUUUUCUAAUUUUUCAUAGCUCCUUUUCAGUCCUUCCUUCCUCUGUUGCAGCUAACACCAUACCUGGAAAUGUUGCUGUUCACUGCUUUUUAAAAAUGUGUUUUUUCCAGGUAUAACACUGUGCUGAAUGACUGCUGUCUCAGACCUGAUCUGGCUAUCCUACCUAACGGAGACUUGACAGAGGUAGGAAUCUUGUUAGGCAGCCACUCUCCCAGGGCAAACAGCUCACUAUAAGGCCAGGCACUCUCACACACCUCAUUUUGGUGUACUGGUCUGUUGGCCAUGUCAUGUUCUCUUUCUGCCUUUGACUGUACUUACUUCCCAGGAUUCACAAGCCCAGUGAGCUAUAGCAGUUAGGUGGUUUGGCUCAAAUGUGGAGGAAACGUAGUGCAGGCCUUUGUUGUUUUUGGGCCAAUAAACACUGAUUCCCAUCUUGCUGGGCUAUCGUGCAACUUCUCUGAGGUCUUUGGAAGAAGGACAGGAUAUAAAUGUAAUGUUUCAUCUUAAGUGAUAAAAAAGGAGAUCCUUUAACAAAGCAUCUUUAACUUAGAUUGGUGAACGAGGUGCAAACCUGAGUGGGGGGCAGCGCCAGAGAAUCAGCCUCGCUCGAGCUCUGUACAGCGACAAGGACAUUUACAUCCUUGAUGACCCUCUCAGCGCCUUGGAUGCCCAUGUUGGAAACCACAUAUUCAACAGUGCAAUACGGAAGCACAUGAAGUCAAAAACAGUUCUCUUUAUCACCCACCAGCUGCAGGUACACUUGUGGUUCUACCCUCAGCCUCUCCAUCAGUUUGACGUGGGAAAAGUAAGUUUGGAUGAGGGUAGAUGCCGCUGUUGAGAGUAGCUGUUAAUCUGUAUAGCCCAAAUUGCUGAUCGCUCCACAGAGGGGAAAGGUAAGAGGCAUCUUCACUAUCCUAAGUGUAAGCGCAGAGGGGAAGGCAGCCAAGGGAGUCUGCAGAGAAACACCAAGGAAAUGCAUCCAGAAUUAAAUAACUGCAGCCACACGCACAGUACACCUGGUGGUUAAUGUGCAGAAUAAGGAAAUGAGGCUGCAGCAGUUGGGUUUUCAAGUUUGGAAAAAUCUAGUGGAUCAUAAAACAGGGAUGGGCAUUUUAGACAGAAAUAAACUGCUUUCAAAAAAAACAGUAACGAUGUUCUUCAGUAAAGCUGACUAGACACAGUUUCAGGAUAAACAGAUGGAAGUACUCUUUGGUGUAAUUGUAAUUAAACCUAUAUUAUUGGGCUAGUUGCUUCAUGGUAUUGUGAUAACCCAUUAACAUCAGGGAGGGGGAAAUGAAAAAGGAAUUUGGGCAUAGCAACCUCACACAGUAAUAAUUCUCUCCCUGUGUUUGGCCUUGUAGUAUCUUGUGGAUUGUGACGAAGUGAUCUUCAUGAAAGAGGGUUGUGUCACUGAGAGGGGAAGCCAUGAGGAUCUGAUGAAUUUGAAUGGUGACUAUGCAACCAUUUUUAAUAACCUGCAACUGGGAGAGACUCCACACAUUGAGGUAUCUGUUACUACCUUUUCUUAUGCUUGCAAGCCAUUUGUUGCAGCUCUCAUGGAAAGUGACUAGUCAUUGGUUUUUUUCUUGUGGAUAGAGGAAGUUUCUGCUGAGAACCGUCUCUGCAAUUAUCUUGGUUGAAUGUGCUGUUUCGGAGUUAAAAUAGGUUGUGUCCAAUUCCCCCCAUUUGUUUCCCCCCCAGAUUAAUUUAAAGAAAACCACAAACAAUUCAUUGAAAAGGCACCCAGAUAAAGGCACUAAAACAGGAUCUGUGAAGAAAGAGAAAGCAGUCAAGAAGGAAGAAGGUACCGUUUUCCACCCAGAAAUGCAUGCAAACUUACUUCUGCUCAAAUGGAACUCUGGCUUAAAGUGAUCUAGUCCAUGAGUGUAUUCUGUUUGGAUUUAGUACAUUCCAGAUGGUUUUCAAUACAGCUGACAGCCUGGUUUAGGUGUGGAUGACCCAUCUUGCCCUUUGGCAUUUGAAGCUUUAAGUUCUUGUGUGCCACAGAGAUGCUGGUUAAUCAUUAAACUUGCAUUGAGUGAUGUGAGGGUCUGAAUACUGAUAGGGGUUGUCUUUAUAUGAGAGAACCUAGAGCAGAACUUAAUUCUGACCCACUAAUAAUUUCAAUCUAUUUGUUUUCUAAAACUAUAUGCCAUGCAUAGAUAGGGAAAUCUGUAUAAGGAGGAUGCUGAAACAUUCACAGUACAGAUAGCAGUCUCUGGGUCUUGCCUUGUUAGUCUGCUCACUUCUUGCUUCUCUGUCUGUCUGUGUGUUUUAGGUCAACUCAUGCAGCUGGAAGAGAAAGGCAAAGGUUCUGUCCCUUGGUCAGUUUACGGCGUCUAUAUCCAAGCAGCUGGAGGCCCCAUUGCUUUUAUCAUCAUCAUGGCUCUCUUUAUAUUGAAUGUGGGCAGCACUGCAUUCAGCAAUUGGUGGCUGAGUUACUGGAUCAAGCAAGGCAGUGGGGUAAGAGCCAACAAUAUAUUUGAUUUGCUAGUGGAUUAAGAAGAGAUUGUCUUCAUGGGAUCACAUGGUCUCUGCAGUCCUUUUAGCUGUAAAUGCCAGGCUAGAUUCUGCAAGGCAUGUGCUCUCCCACAGAACUACAGGCCCACCUGCAAAUCCUCCCAUAACAAGAGUGAGAACCAGCCAGACAGCAGCUUUGCUAAAACACCAUCCUGUCAGUCAGUGGAUCACAAAUACCUGUCGUUUAUAAAGUGUUUCCAGACAUUCUGAGUGCUUUACAUACAUCGUCUUGUUGCAGUACAGUCAUACCUCGGUUGUUGAAUGCAAUCCGUUCCAUAAUCCCGUUCGGCUUCUGAAAUGUUUCACAACUGAAGUGCGGCUUCCAAUUGGUUGCAAGAGCUUCCUUCACUCAAGUGGAAGCUGAGUCGGACAAUCGGCUUCCAAAAAAUGUUCUAAAACUGGAGCAUUUACUUCUGGGUUUUUGGCGUUUGAGAGCCAAAACGUUCCAAAAUGGAGGAGUUCGGGAGCCGAGGUUUGAUUGUACUUAACUCUUGUAGGGUAGGUCAAUAUUAUUAUACCCACAUGGCCUUGUAGGUUGUUGAAAUUUACAAGAAGAAGAAAGUAAGCUCUUUGGGAGACGGGGUAGUUAAAGCUUAUAGCAAUCAUAUGCAAAAUGAGCUUAGAGAGCUAGUAAUCAAAAUUGUUAAUAACUAUUUCUAGGGAGGCUUUGAUACUGGAGCAGAACCAGGUGGCUGAGAGACAGCGUCUGUUGGUCCAGUAUCUAGAAAGAGCUAGGAUAAAGAAUGGAGAAUGACAGAUCUGUAAGUGCAAUAAUGUAUACAAGGGAAAGUUUUUUUCCAAGAUAAUUGUCAGCCAAAGUAACUUCAUCUCAGAGGGAACGUGGCCUUAUAUUGUUGCAAGAACAAACUUGUGAGCCUGAUUUGAUGGUUUAAUUAAAUAAUUGCUUUGACGUUAAAGUGCAUAUUUAGCCGUAUUAUCCUAGACUUCCAGAAGGACUCUAAAAAUUCCACCAGCAGAGUUUCAUUCGUAGAAAUAUAGAAAUUCAAGGCUAAUACAAAGUUUGGUCAACUGACUGUGAAACAGGGCAGAUCUAUAUACUGUGUAUGUUCUUGAUUUUUAAUAGAACACUACUCUCAUGUUGGGAAAUGAAACGGUUGUGAGCAGCAGUAUGAAGGACAACCCACAUAUGCAUUACUACGCUGGCAUCUAUGCGCUCUCAAUGGGUAUCAUGCUGAUUCUGAAGGUUGUGCGUGGCGUCGUCUUUGUCAAGGUAUGUGUAUGUCUCCAGAGGCAGGAACAGAAUGGCUUCUUUUUUCGUUUUGUGCAGCAGAGCCCAAUGGCCAGGUUUACUGAGGUGAGCCAGCUUUGUGUCAUAUCGCAGAGGAAUAUUCCUUCAUUUCCCUUUGGUACCUGCCUGUCAACCCGUGAUGUGUCAGGUGACUCAGAUUCAAGGGAAAGAAUUGGAAGCACACUCAUACUGGGCUACAAAUGGAGAUCCCUGCUGAAAAUGGGAUUUGCAGCCACAGCUGAUUGGUGCUGGGCUGCCAAAUCUGCUUUCGGCUGGGUUUCAUUCCACUCUGGAGUUCCUGAGCCCAGGGGAUUCCAGCAGGGUUUGUAGCCACCAUUAAUCUGCUCCAACUGCCAACCUGACUUUGUCCAGGAUUGCCUGUGCUUGGGAGCUGGUCUUGAGUGCAGCAAGCAGUCCCAGCAAGGUUGACAUUUGGUGCAAGAUUUAAAGAGUACUGAAUACAACCCCCACUUUCCAAGGAAACAUUGGGUGCAUCCUUUAAGGUUCCCAGUUGUUCAUUUUCAGCUGCAUCUGCACCUGAUUUUGCAUACAAUGUCAGGUGUGGAGCAGGUGACUUGGGGAAAAUAGACUUGCAAGCCAAAUGAGAACCCUGUUUGGCUUACCCAUGGACUGAAGAGUCUCCCUCUCCCCCUCUGCCCAGCUGCCACCACCCUAGUUUGAAUCAUCCCAGAUAUCAAUUAGAAAGCAUUCCCAGGGCUCUCUGCACAGUCUGCUUUUUCUUUUGGAACCUUCGCUUCUUGCAUUGUGAGGAAGGAAAGGAGGGAUGCUUCCUUGUGGUUGCAAUAGCCUAGCUGCUUCUUUUGAAAGGAGCUGGUGGGAAAGAUACUGAGAGAUGUUCUGUGAAUCUCCAUUUUGAAGCCUAUCAGCCAGGGAUGGGAAUCUGUCCUUCCAGAUGUUGUUGGACCAACUCCCAUGAGCCCCAGGCAGGUCAGGGAUGCUGGGAGUUCAACAACGUCUGAAGAGCUGUAGGUUCUUCAGCCUAGUUUUAAGUGCAUAUACCAGAUAUUUUUGUCUAAUUCCAUAAACCUCCUUUAUUUUCAUUGCAGGGGACAUUGCGAGCCUCCUCCAGGCUCCAUGAUGAGCUCUUCCGACGGAUUCUUCGCAGCCCUAUGAAAUUUUUUGAUACAACUCCUGCAGGGCGAAUUCUUAAUAGGUUCUCCAAAGACAUGGAUGAAGGUAAUUGGUCUCUGUUAAUGACCUAUACUUGGUCUCUGUAAGUGACCUGUUCGGACUAACUGGUAACUCUGGAAAGGAUCUGUUUCUGCCAGGGCUACCUUUUCUGGUGGCAAGCUUUCUAUGCGUAGGUUCUUUUUUAAAAAAAUUGGCUGACAUUCAAGCAUGUAACCCAUACCCAUGUGGAAAAUAAAUAUACAAGAAUAACUGCCAAUUGGAAGUGGUGUGGUUCCAAUAAGACUGUACCACAUCCUUUUUUUUAGCAUGUUGAAACAUCCUGCCCCCCCCCGCCAGAUGUUAUGGAAACUUUAAAAAAUGCAUGUAAAAUAUGAAACGUAUCUAUGACUGGUGGGGCAGAGUAAUUUCUUUUAUUCAUUUGUCAAAUUUAUACCCCACUCUCUGCCUCCCAAAGCAGCCCAGGGAAAGUCCUUACUGACUUCUUCUAGUAUGAAAACUAGUGAGGUUUUUAAAAUUAUUUUUUAUUAAAUUUUCAAUUUUGCAAUUCCAAAUAAACAUUUUACAAACGUUAAAAUAUCCAGUGACUUCCCUUCUUCUCUUUCCAUGGUUCAUUUUGCAUAUACAUCCCUGCAUAUUUUACUAUAACCAUUCAAAUCAGUUUUCCACUUUUACAUCCAUCAAUUUUUUUUUUACUCUAUUGAAUUUAUCUUAAUGCUGCAAGCGUUUUCAGCUGUAAACAGUUAUUUUCCAUAUAUUCCAUAUAUAUAUAGCAAGGUGUUUUUUUUCAAAUGCAUAUAGAUGAAAGGGGAGAGCAUUGCUCCAAAUGAAGAUGUGGGUCAGGGUUUUUCCUAAAGUGGCAGGUUGGUAUUUCUGUAGCUGAACAAGCCUGGUUGUAGACAUGGUGAAGAUGUGGGUCAGGGUUUUUCCUAAAGUGGCAGGUUGGUAUUUCUGUAGCUGAAGAAGCCUGGUUGUAGACAUGGUGACAGCCAGAAUUAGAGUUCUGGAUAGAUAUGGCCUGGGUUGGAAGAAUAUGGUGGUAAGUUUCUGUUUCCUGGGUAGAAGUGAGACCUGAAUUUCUGAAGGACAGCUUUUACCAGAUCAGAACUCUUUUUGUGUUCAGUCUCCUAUGUGAAGACUGCCAUCUCCGUCUAUUUUUUUCCAGUUGAUGUUCGCCUGCCAUUUCAAGCGGAAAUGUUCAUACAGAACGUCAUCCUGGUGUUCUUCUGUGUGGGAGUGAUCUCUGGUGUCUUUCCAUGGUUCCUGAUGGCAGUUGGGCCCCUUGUCGUCCUUUUUAUAGUGCUGCAUGUUGUAUCGAGGUAAACACAACCGUUGUUCAGGGAUUCUGCAGUCAUGUUCCCCCAGACAGGUGACACAAGUAGUUUGCAGGGCCAGAUAUCUCGCCCUUCCAAUUGAUUCUUUUCUUUCUGCAGAGUCUUCAUUCGGGAGCUGAAGCGUCUGGACAACAUUACACAGUCCCCGUUCCUCUCGCACAUCACAUCAAGCAUUCAAGGCCUUUCUACAAUCCAUGCCUACAAUAAAGGGCAGGAGUUUCUGCGCAGGUUAUUGCUCUACUUCUCUGAAACACAGUAUUUGCAUGUUACUGGACUCUAUAUAUACUGACUGCUGUCAUUUGACUGCAGUCAAUUUUUGGUGAAAUUUCUCUGCAUUUAAAACAAAGGUAAGCUACCUAGAAUCCUACUAAUAUUUCUCAUCAUUUUCCUUUUAGAUAUCAAGAACUGCUGGAUGACAAUCAAUCACCCUUCUACUUGUUCAGCUGUGCAAUGCGCUGGCUCGCUGUCAGACUGGAUAUUGUCAGCAUUGCCCUCAUUACGACCACUGGCCUAAUGAUUGUUCUCAUGCACGGCCAGAUCUCGCCUGCCUAUGCUGGGCUGGCCAUCUCCUAUGCUGUUCAGGUAAUGGCUUCCCUUCUGAAGUUUUCAAAAUUGCAUUUGAAUCUUUGAACUCCAGAUGUAAGUAGAAACGCCAUUCUUGUGCAGUAGCAAAAAUAUAUUGUUUGACCAUAUCUAUAAUAAAAGCUAAAAACGAGUUACCCUGCUUUGCCUCUCUGUCUGAGCCCACAGCCAUUGGCUGGAUUGCUGUGAUAUUACAUAAUACCAUGGAGCUUUUUCCCCCUUUUUUGCAUUUAUGUUAAGGGUGACUCAGAAAUCACAAUUAAUUCAGAAUUCGGCUGCAAGACUGGUGACUGGGAGUGGCCACCGGGACCAUAUAACACCGGUCCUUAAAGAUCUACGUUGGCUCCCAGUAUGUUUCCAAGCACAAUUCAAAGUGUUGGUGCUGGCCUUUAAAGCCCUAAAUGGCCUCAGCCCAGUAUACCUGAAGGAGCAUCUCCACCCACAUCGUUCAGCCUGGACACUGAGGUCCACCUCCAAGGGCCUUCUGGCGGUUCCCUCGCUGCGAGGUUACAGGGAACCAGGCAGAGGGCCUUCUUGGUAGUGGCGCCUGCCCUGUGGAAUGGCCUCCCAUCAGAUGUCAAGGAAAUAAACAACCAUCUGACUUUUACAAGACAUCUGAAGGCAGCCCAGAAUAAGGAAAUCAUUAAUGUUUGAUGUUUACUUGGAAAGCUAAAUUCACAAAUAAUUCCAGGGGAAGAAGAUUCAAAUGAAGAUGAGAAAUCAUAACCACUAGUCUGUGUUCAGAAGCUGUUUUUAAUUUUUAAAAGUAAAUAGUGUUUUUCAUUUUAAAAUACCAUUAUAUUUGGAUAGAAAACCAACAUUUGUGGUCAAUUAAUUCAAUAGGCUACCAACACAGACUCUUAUUACCUACAGAUUAAUAGGACAACAGGAGGAAAGAGUAGGAAUCUAGAAUGAAAUUGCUAUCUUUGAUGUUUCAAAUCACUUUCUUUAGGUUAAAUCUAAGAGCCUCUUCUCAUGUUGUUCUUCUACUGUUCUGGCAAUAGUUCAGAUUCCAUAUUGGUUCCUUGCAUAUCACUACUCAGACUAAUUUAAAAUGUUUAUCACCAGUCCUGAGAAGCAUUCUCUUUUAAAAUGCAUUUAUUUUUUAAAGAUAACAUCCUUGUCUGUUUUGUCAUCAGCUCACAGGGUUGUUCCAGUUCACAGUCAGACUAGCUUCAGAGACAGAGGCCCGCUUCACCUCAGUGGAGAGGAUUGACCAUUAUAUCAAGGUACUCAAAAUAUUUUUCUAUUGCUUUUACUGGUCUUAGAUGACCUCUCUAUAGAAAAGUCCCUUCAGCCAUUUAGCUGUGCUCUAUACUGGCUUAAUUUUUACAUGUAUGUAUAUAACACUUUGUCUUGAUUUAUUCUGUAUCAUUUGACUGCAUUAAUUUUCAUCUCUUUUAGGAAAUUUCAUUAAGAAGCAUUAAUGAAAAAUAUAUUUUUAAACUUGGCUUAAUUUGACACGUUGUGACAUGAGCUUAACCUUGUGGGUGGCAUGAUCAUAAAAAUGUGGAGGAUUGUUGUUUAAAUGAAAUCACUUUACUCUGCACUGUGUUGGCACAGUGUAACUCUCGUACAAUAUUGGCAAUUGAAUUCCAGGAAGAACACUUGUCAAAAUAAAGAAAGAAGGAAUGUUCUGAGUUGUGAGGUUCCUUCUGUUCGUGAAGGGGAUGAGAUCUUGUGAUGGUGACUUUUCCCAUCCAUUUCAGGAAGUGUCUGAAAUCUCCACUGGGAGGAGGCACCCCCUCAGUUUUGGGGGCUGUCAGAGCUGAAUAUCAGUUCAUCUGCUCUCAAAAAUAAAGUUUGGUAAUACAGCAGCAAUACUCAACAGAGAGCUGAGAAAAGGGUUUGACAGAAGGUCACCUCUGUGUCCUAGAUUUAUUUCCUGCAUUGCCAAUAUUUAUCCCCAAAAGUUUAUGUAGUCAUAAUCCAUACAGCUUAUGCAAUGAGGAGGGUGAGAGAGAAUUCUCUGAGAAACCGAUACCUUGGGCAAUAGCUGUAACUGAGACAGCUCUUUGCUCCAGAAGCUUCUGACACUUUUGUUCCCAAACUGGAUGUAAGAGGAGCUGUCCCAUCAUUAUGGGGUAUUUUGCUUCCAUGACUGAGGAUUUGAGGGAAAGAGUGCCUUGAUCCCAGUAAAAAUGCUUCGAGGUCAGGAGCCGCACCACCUCUCCCAUGCAUGAUGUGUCAGUUUCUGUUGAAUCUUGCUUGUGUUGAAGAGUCAGUUACCAGCUGUAGUCUCUUAUGAGAACGUAUUCCUGGGGCCACUGUUCUCAGCUGACACCUGACCUCUUUUUUUUUUUUUAACCUCUGCAACUUUCUAAGACUCUUUCUCUGGAGGCUCCAGCUCGGAUUAAGAACAAGGCUCCCCCUCCAGACUGGCCCCAGGAAGGAGAAGUCAUCUUCGAAAAUGCAGAAAUGCGGUAUCGGGAGAACUUGCCGCUUGUCCUCAAGAAAGUGUCCUUCACCAUCAAACCCAAGGAAAAGAUUGGCAUUGUGGGAAGGACAGGGUCAGGUAAGGACAUAUCUAGGCAACACUCCAGGAAGCUGAAAUCCAGCCCUAUGUAUCUUAGUGAAAAUGCUGCCAUCAGCAAUGAAAGCUGACUGGAGCCACCUAGUGGCUUAUGUGUCUUGUUAUUUCUGAAGAACACGCUGCACAUUGGCAACUAUAUGCACCUGCACAAUUGACACACCCACUACAAUAAAACUUAAUGGUUUGGCUUCAUUUAGUCCCGUUGGCCCAAUCCUGCGGAAUGUUCUGCCAGGAGAGAUUCAGCAGGCACCUUCUGUGCCAACUUCUAAACGCCUUUUGAAAACCUUUCAUUUCUGCCAGGCAGUAAAGAGCACAUCCUUCCAAAAUGGUUUGCUGAUGUUUCUUUUUCUCUUUCUAAUGCUUUUAUUGUAUGUUUGUAUUGUUUUAAAUGACUUGGAUAUAUAUUAGGAUAUAGCAGUAUAGAAUUUUUUUUUUUAUAAAUAAAUACAGUGGUACCUUGUGUUAUGUACCGUCCCCCUUACGAUUGCUGCGGGUUACGUGCUCUGCUAACCCAGAAGUAGAUGCCCCUUGUUGCAACCUUUGCCCCGGGAUGCGAGCGGAAGUCGCGCUCCAGUGGCGCUGCAGCAGCAGGAGGCGCCAUUAGAGAAAGCGCGCCUCAUGUUACGAGCGGUUUCCUGUUGCGAAUGGACCUCCGGAACGGAUUAAGUAUGUAACUCAAGGUACCACUGUAUAAAUAAAUUGAGUGUCUUCUGGGUUCCUCCCAGGAAUAUGGCUUUUUCUCUGGUCAGAGUUGUUUUUAUUAUAGUCUUUUGGGUCCAUCACUCUCAGAAUUGCAGUCAGAGGUGGUUGUAGAACCUGCAUUUUAUUAUUCUCCUCUCUUUGUCCCAUUUCACUUUUAUAUAUCUAUUGAAUUAUAAGCCAUCAUGUUAAGCUGUGAACUGCUUGAAAGGUGGAAUCUAAAUUUAUUAGGCAAAUUUAAAAAAGUAACUCUGGCUGCUAAAAGGCUGACAUGGCACCUCUAAUUUUAACCAUUCAUGGAGUGAGUUUUUAAUGUAUUUGCUUCUGUCUGUUGUCUGGACUUGGACCGUGACACUGUGUUACAGAAGUCACCAGUUAACCCUUAAUUCCUCCUUGCUUUUCUACCCCAGGGAAGUCCUCUCUAGGAAUGGCUCUCUUCCGCUUGGUUGAACUGUCAGGAGGCUGCAUUAAAAUUGAUGGAGUGAAAAUCAAUGACAUUGGCUUAGCAGAUCUCCGGAGCAAGUUGUCCAUAAUUCCUCAAGAGCCUGUGUUGUUCAGUGGUACCGUGAGGUUAGUUUCACCCAUAGCCAGAGGUAGAAAAGAGCUUGCAUCUUCCUCUCCCUCACUUGCCACCCUUCAAAUGAAAUUGCCUUAGCCACAAUAGAAGGAGUUCCAUUGCCUUGGGACAUGGAGUAGUGAUUCACUGCUGCUGUCUACUUCCACUGUCCCCAUUUUGUUCCUUUUGUACGGCAAAAGGUAAUUGAAUUAAGGGUCUUAGUGCUGCUUAAAUAUUGACUCGAUUUUCCUCAAUGUGUUGCCCUCUAGUUGUUGUUGGACUCCAAAAUCCCACCAGCCCCAUGCAGCAUAGCUCAUGGUCAGGGAUGAUGGGAGCUGUAGUCUGGCAGCAGCCAGAGGACACCAGGUUGGGAAAAGUUGGUUUAAGUAUUCUGUGAUAAAUGGUUGCCAUUGCGACUAACCCCCAGGUCAAGGGCUUCUCCCCCAUCCCACCCUCAGGUAUCACUGAUUUGGGGAGUGGGAGCUGAUUAUAAUAAUACUGUAGACCCAGCAGUGGGUUGGGCAGAGCCCAGGACUCUUAUGAGGGAUACAGAUUUCCCUCUCUCCUGUCACCCAGUUGAUAAGCCCCACUCCACAGUUAAUCUGUGAUUUCAACUGAGGAGGGAGGGUUGUGUGGCUCUCUCUGUGUGUAACUGUCUAUGGUGGCCACACCCACAGUUGUCCUCUGUGGCGCAAUGGGUCAGUGUGUCAGGCUGUUAACCAGAAGGUUGGUGGUUUCAGCCCACCCAUUGCAGGGAUUGGACUUGAUUGACCCCCCAGGGUCCCUUCCAACUCUAGUUCUAGAGCCCCUGGAGGGUUGGCCUUCAGGCCAAUACAGGUUCGCCACCUCUGCUCUAGACACUUGUUAUUGGGAGCGCGCCUUAGUUUUACCUAACCUGCGUGAACAAAGAUGGUUCAGUCUUAUGGACCUCUAAGCCUGUGGUGCUGGCUGCAGAAAGUCACAAAAACAUGUCCGCUUAGUAUGGCAUUAGAGCGUUGGGCAAAGUGGCUGGUUUGGAGGAAUUCAUCUUUGAUUUUGGCUUCCUUGAGGUUGUCUUUUGAAGAUGGCCUGAUUUCUAUGGUGCUUGUGUGUUGGUGGGUGCUUACAUGCCUUUCGAGGAGAGAAUUGGUGAUCCUAUCCUGUUACACUCUUUCCCUCCUCUAGAUAUAACUUGGAUCCUUUCACACAGUACAGUGAAGAGCAAAUCUGGGAUGCUUUGGAGAGGACUCACAUGAAGGACUGUGUAAGUAAGGGGAUUGGUGACAGGGUUGGGGGUUCUUUAGCAGCCCAAGUGCAGCCCCAUGGCCAUGUAAGAUGGUUGCCAGUGUCACCAUGGUCCCAUUUGCAUGAGAAAAAAGUUUUUCUAGCAAGCAAUCAUCAUCAUCAACAUCAUCAUAAAUUUCUUAUUUAUACCCCACCCAUCUGGGUACCCUUGGUCAUUCCUUUAGGCAUAGAGCAAUUGGAUAGGAUUGACUGAAACAAGUCCUUUAUCUUCUUUUGUAAAAGGGAAAAAAAUGCAGGGAAAGCUAAUAAGGUGCAAAUUAUCUGGCUUGAAGUUAAGCACAUUUGUUAACUGGUCACAUACCCUUGCUGGCUCUGUUUUUUAGAGUGAGGCCUGGCUCAUAUAAACAACUGGAAAAUUAGGAGAAGGAUAAAGGAGACUUGCACUGAUGUGCAGUGAUGCACAUAAUGGGGGUCAGCAUAACCCAUCUGGAUAACAGCUUCUAAGGCACACAUAUGCAUACAAUUUGUACAUGGUUUCCAAGAUCACUGCCGACCUGCACGCUUACAGGGUCAGAGAUCAUUACUCACUUUUGAGUAAAAGUGAUUCAGAUGCUUUAAAUUAAUAAAGGACCUUGCCAGAUGAAUUCUUGUACACACUGUUGACUGAGGUAGGGCUCUUCCUUGGUGAUGCUGUGUGAAUCUGGUGUGGUCCAUGCUGGAGGUUUCUAAAAAUCAGAGGAGAAUGCUUACUUUUAAUCUUGGAUCUGUGUGUCGUGCUCCUUUCAUGAGAGGUGCUUGGACUCUUGUGACACACUUCGUUUUUCUCAUAACCGGUUGUGGUGCCCCUGGAAAAUACUGUUGUGCUGCAACAGUGCCAGACCACAGCAUUGAUCCAUCUCUAUUCCCUUGUUCUGGUUCAGAUUUCUCAGAUGCCCAUGAAACUUGAAUCCGAAGUGAUGGAAAAUGGCGAGAACUUCUCUGUCGGGGAGAGGCAGUUGCUUUGUAUUGCCAGGGCAUUACUGCGCCGUUGUAAGGUGAGCUGGUGUGUAGAAGACAAAGGCCAUAUGUAUUUGGCAUAUUAUCUUCUUCCCUAAGAAAAGCUUGUUCCAAUGCCAGGAUUAAAGCAAUAGUCAACUGGCUACCACAUCUUUUACUGUAGAUAAUUUUCCAGAAUGCUGUCUUUGUUCAGAGUACACAUGUCGGCUUCAUCCUCUGAUCCCAGAAGUGAAACCUGUUUAGCUUUCUGCAUUUUGCUCUCUGCCGCCUUGUAUCCUUUGCCUCCUUGUAUCCUCUACCUCCUUGCUUGGUCUGUCCUCAUCUGCACAGGCAGAAGAGUGCAUACAGUUUCAGCUCCUUUACUGUUACGCUACUAGGGAAUUUUUUUUACUGUGAUGCACAUUGCAUGCACAUGUUGGAUUUAAAAAGAAGAAAACAAUAAAAGCCAGCAUAUGUUUGAAGUUUUUGGCAGUCCCAUUUUUUUUAACCAUUAUCCACCAUUUGUUCUGAUAGUAUCAAUCUGCUAUUGGGAUCCAGCAGACUCCUAGCUGGACACAAAAUGUAUUGCGGUACACUGGGCCCCACAAUAGCAACUUAAUUUUUUGCAGUGAAGAAGCACGUACAGAGAGAAAAUCCUGUAAUUUAUUUUUUGUUUCUUUGGGGGCAAACAAGCCUGUGCCUUGUGCCUAGGGAAAAGAUUCAACCCACCAAUUAGGCAGUCCUCUUUGGGCUAUUAGGAGGACCUGGACGAAAAGAAGCAGAAGAGGGAGCAAACAGAAACUUUAAAUGCAUAGGUGAAAUAGUCAUAGUAAAUAAUAGAAGGGGUCCAAUGUAUCCCAACAGCGUAAUAUGCUUCCCCCUCCUAAUCCCCCCAACUAAGGUGGUGUUUCAAGUUUGCGCUAUUUUUUGUGUUGAGAGAGCCAGCGCAAAGCAGAAUUCAGCCUCCUAGGGUUAAGACCCUGUUGGGUGACCAAGAUGGUGCCUUCUUUAUGCUGUUGGACUUCCAACUCCCCGUCAGCCAACAUGUUCAAUGUUCAGAGAUGAUGAGAGUUGCAGUUCAGGAACACCUGGUGAACUCGGUGGAUCCUUUGAGUCCUUUCAUAGUGGGCUGUUCCCUGGGGCAGAGCAGGAGGACUCCAGACAACUAAGGUCUAUGGAUUCCCACCAUGAGAGGCAGCUCCCUGUGACUACUCUCUCUGUUUAGUCUCCCUCCCUCACCUAGGAAAAGUACUUUAUUUAUUCUCUUGGCUUAUUUGUCUAUUUGUACUUAAUUUCCUACUUGCACUUUGGUUUUCUUGGCAGCUUCUGUUAGGGCUUUGUUUUGUUACCUUUUUGGUCCUUCUUGGGAGCACUGUGAGAGGUGUAUGUCUCUAUUUUUAACAACGUUCAUGUUACGCUUUCUAUUCAGAUCUUGAUCCUGGAUGAAGCAACAGCUGCCAUGGACACAGAGACUGAUUUGCUGAUCCAGGAGACUAUCAGGGAGGCAUUUGCAGACUGCACAAUGCUGACAAUUGCUCACCGCCUGCAUACGGUUCUGGGCUCUGAUCGGAUCAUGGUUCUGAUGCAAGGGCAGGUGAGCAAGAAAUGAACCUUUCCCCCCCCCCUCCGCAGAAGAUCACACAGAACUAGUGUUCUCAAGCUGUUGCAACGAGCCCCUCUUCAACCCGGGACAGAAUUGUGCAAUGCUUACAUAAUUAGGAGAGAUCUCAGGUCUGGUUUAAAUGUUAAAACUUCUGAGCUAUUCAGCAGUGAAACACACUGCCUUAAAGAGGUGGCUUGAUAUCCUUAAUUGGAGACUUUUAAGGAAAAUCUGAACAGGUUCUUUGUUGGGGUGGUUUAAAACUAGUUUUUGAAAGCUUCAGAGUGGGGCUGAUGGGUGCUAUAGUCAAAACAUAUGGAGGGCACUAGGUUGAGGAAGGCUGGACUAGAUUAUCGUUUUCAGCUACCUGCUUUAAUGUUGUUGUUACACUCAAAUGUUACUCCUUUUGGUAAAUGAAAGGUUUAAUGGUAUACAUUCCAUGUAUCUCUAAUGGUCUCCCCCUUAAUUUUUGUUUUAGGUGAUGGAAUUUGAUACUCCAUCGGUUCUCCUGUCCAAUGAGAACUCUCGCUUCUAUGCCAUGUUUGCUGCUGCAGAAAAUAAGAUUGCUGUCAAGGGCUAA